Podarcis lilfordi (Lilford's wall lizard) is the source of this 63101-nucleotide messenger RNA. The record is from the annotation of a GenBank genome assembly. Lineage: Eukaryota; Metazoa; Chordata; Lepidosauria; Squamata; Lacertidae.
GGCCGCCCCCUCGCCGCUCUCCGACCGUCGGAAGCGCCUGGGGCGCAGGAGGAGGCGGCUCGGGCGCUGCUGCCGCGGUUGCUGCUGCACAGGCUGCGGGCUGGCCGGCCGGCCAUGGCCAAGGAGCAGGACGCCGAGGCGGCCGGGGCGGCGUCGGCGGCCGCAGCCGGGGCGGGAGGCCCCCCCGGGAGCCGCGCUCGCCAGCAGCCGCCGCCACCACCUCUGCAGCCGCGCCUCUGCCACAUGCUGAAGGGCGACAACGGCUACGGCUUCCACCUGCACGGCGAGAAGGGCAAGAGCGGCCAGUUCAUCCGCAAAGUGGAGCCCGACUCGCCGGCCGAGGCGGCGGGGCUGCGCGCCGGGGACCGCGUCGUCGAAGUCAACGGGCUCAACGUCGAGAAGGAGACGCACCACCAGGUCCGGGGUGACGGUGGGCGCUCGGGGUAGGGUGGGGGUCGACGGGAAGCCGCCAGGGCUCAGCCGCAGUCUGCUGGUGCUAGUAGGGCUGACAGGGAGCCUCCAGCCUCAGACGCAGUCUACCGUUGCUGAGCACCUGCGACACCAGAGGGCUCAGGUGGGGCUUCCCUAAGGAGGCUUGGGUGGACCUUCCUUGCCACGACCUGGCAAGGCACGUCUGACUCCUAAACUGGCAUCUGUUUUAGUUUAACAACAGCGUUUGGGAGAAGAGGUGUCAAUUAGUUAAAAGCAGGGCAUCAAUUAAUUAAAAGCAGGACGUCAGUCAACGGAAUCGAUCGAUGCUGGCAACCGUCUGACGCGGUGGCCAGAUGGAACCUCCUGAGGCCACGCAGUCUACCUCUAAAUGACAACAGCCCCCUGGGGGCAAAGAGCAGGAGCUGGCUGUCACCUUGGUGUUCUGCUCCGGAGACCUUAGAGGUGUCCGAAGCUGUGGGCUAGGGACUCUUAGCCUGAUCCAACCUGACUUCUGGAUGUGGCUGGGGUGGACUUGGAGUGCCAGACUGAGGGGAAAUGCCCUUUUGGGGAGCAGAGGUGAAGGCAGGCCACCAAGAUAGGAGCCAAAAGGACUGUUCCCGUCCUCCUGCUGCUCUGGGACUGCCUGAUAAGGGCUUCCAAACCAGCUUGCUUGCUCUUGCUGGUAGAUAUGUGUGAAGGAGGGACCCACCUUCAGUGCCCCUUUCCUGCCCUGGGUCUCAGGGUUUUCAGUUAGGAAGCUGCCUUGUACUGAGUCAGUCCAUUGGCUCCGUCUAGCUUAGUGUCGUCUGUAAUGAUUGGCAGCAGCUCUCCAGUCUUUCAAGGAGGGUUCUCUCCCAGCCCUACCUGGAGAUGCUGGGGAUUGAACCUGGAACCUUAUGCAUGCAAAGUGGACAUGGUUGUGGACCUCCUAAGGCCUUCUUAGUUAUGUGUACUUGUGAAGGUGCUGCAGCAGAUACACGUCUCUGGAAGCCUAUAAGCUUCUUGCGGCUGCAAAUGUUUCAGGCGUGCAAGCCCAACGCCUUAGGUAAUGUUGGAACGUAGGAAGCUCACAUCAAGUCAGACUAUUGAUCAAGCUGGAUAGCUCAGUGGCAGAGUACCUGCUUUGCAUGCAGAAGGUCCUGGGGUACAAUCCUCAACAAUGGCAUUUCCAGGUUAGGUUGGGCAUGUCCCUGGCUGCAACCCUGGAGAGCCUCUGGCAGUCAGUGUGGACAGCACUGAGCUGCAGCCCUUCCCCAAAGAUCUGAGAAUGUAGGAAGCUGCCUUAUAAUGAGUCACACCUUUAGCUCAGUAUUGCCUACACUUACUGGCAAUGGCUCUUCAAGUUUUCUGGCAGGGAGGCUUUCCCAACCCUACUCAGAAGAGGCUUUAAGCAACCCUUCGUACGGGUGCCUGACACCCCCUCUACCUACUUGGUCCCCACGACUUGCUCGCUGGAUGGAUGUUUUGGAUCUGCCAAGCUGGGUGCCACAGUGUCGUCCCUUUUGACAAAUAUACCCCCCCCCAGCACCACUCUGUGUCUCUUGAGAUUGGUGCUCUAGUGAAUGCCUGAGGCUUGAGCUCUGGAUCCUCAUGGUGAUCCAAAAGAAUUAAGCUGGGCAGGCAAUUUCGUUUGCAAUAACAAUUUUUAUUGAUGCUUGUCCAAAGAUAUGCAAAAGUUCAUACCCAGUACAAAGUAUCUUUUUAUAAUACGCCAGAAUAAAAGAAAUGCUUUUGAAAUCUAAUCUAAAAAGGAAUGGAAGCAAAAAUAAGAAAACAAAGGAACAUAAAAUAAAGAGAAAAAGGAAAUAAAAUGAAAAUUUCACAUGCAGUCAUGGUCACCCCUUCUUGGAAUGCAUAUCGUGAAGCUAGGGCGAGUAUAGAAAAAGAGCAGUGAUAGCAACUGAGGUUUUUAGGCUAAGUAUUUGCUCUUAUAAACAGAGAUUUUAUCCUGUAGGACAUUUUUUGGCUUAGACAGAAAGGCAGCUAAGUACUGUGGUGAAUUGUGAAUGGUGUAGAGAGCAGCCGGCACUAGCUUGGCGGCUUCCAGAUGUUGUCUGACUUAAUCUGUUGUAGUCCAGUAACAUCUGCAAGGCACUAGGUUGGUGACACUUAGCACAGCGUGAGUGAGUAGAGAGAGAAUCUCAGAAUGUUAGUUUUGGGGUUGGCAGCCCGCAGUCUCUGAGCAAAAUCUGCCCCGCUCCCAGUUUGGCGCCAUUUUGCCUCUCGGUUAUCAAGCCGGGGAGAGCACAAGUUGGAUGUAGAUGAGCAGCGUCUCUGGAAAUGAGACGUUGCAGCAGGACAUCAUAGGGUGUUGGCUGUGUCCUCACCUUUCUUGCCAAACCUGGCUCUCAAGUGAAAUUAGUUUCUGACAGAAGAACCUAAGAAGAGCCUGCUAUGAAUUUGUCCAGUCCUUUUUUGAAGCCAUCCAAGUUUAUAGCCGCCAUUGUAUCUUCUGGUAGCAAAUUCCACAGUUUAACAAUGCUAUCUGUGCAGAGAAAUACUUUUUUGAAUCUGUCCUGAAUCUUCCAACAGUCAGCAUUGGAUCAACAUUCAGCUGACUUGGGCACCAACUCUUGGGAUUAUCUAGAUCCACUUGGUUCAGGAUUCAAGAAGCGGUAACUUCGCACUGUAUGAAAUACCUACAUUCAGUCAGUCAGACUUGUUGGAAAGCAUAGGUCAUCACAAAAAUGCAAACAGGAUAGAUCACUUUAGCACAGGUGGCCCCAGCAGAUGAGCCGCCAUGUUGUACAAUAGGGUUGCCAACCUAGCACCCGCAUGCGCCAUGGUACCCAUGGGUGCCUCUGGGCAGGUGCCCUAGCUUCUGAGCUUUCUUUCCUUUCUUAUCUAUUUAAAAAACUAAGUCUUCAGCCCUCCUAGAAAGAAAGUUAUGGAGUAAAAUGUGCAGGCACCUUCUAUGAAAUGAUUGUGGUGUGGCUUACCUUGUACAUUUCGCUUGGUACUGAGGGAUGCUCCCUAUUGCUAUUAGACAGCAACAGCAUCAGGCAAGACUAUAUGGUCAGGCAACCACGUCUGAAGCUGUAGAAGUGAGUAGUCAGUGGACAGGCAGAGAUCAGAGGUGACAGUGGCAGUGAUGGGGUGAAUGGGAAUGUUUGUAGGAGGGUCUUUCUGUUUGCGCUGGAGAGAGUAGCUAUGCCUUGCUCUGAGUGUGGAUGCCAAAAUAAUUGGAACUUGUAUUUAUGCCCUUUUAAAAUGUGGAAGAGGAGGUUAUUGGGUUGUCCAUUUAUUUAUUUUUUGGCUAUUGUUAUGUAUUUUCUGCUUUCUAUAUUGUGAUCUUAUGUUGUGAAAUGCCCUGAGAUCUAUGGGUAUAGGGUGGUAUACAAAGAAACAAGCAAUCAAAUCAAGCCCCAAAGAGGAUUUGAGAGGUGAUCAGCUGCUCUCUUGCGUCACAAAAAUGACCAGCUUCCCUUGCUUUGCUGAGGAACUUACUCCCGCCAAAGCCCAGUUGCUUCCAGGAGUGUGGAGGCCUUUGUUUUUGACCCACCUCUGCCACUGCCUUACUCUGUGGUCCUGGCCUCUGUUCACUUCCCUUGGCCUGCUAUGUGUAUUGCUUGUGUUUUUGCAAAGCUCCUUGAAUAGCUCUGUGUUCCUUCUGAUCCUUCAUUGCAAUUGCUGCACAGUUGAAACGUUUACUUGCUCUGCGGUUGAGCUCGGAGGCCGUCUUAAUGGGAAGGAAUGAGCAGGCUGGAAUCUGCGUCGGAAAUCAGGUUUUAGGAUUUGCUUUGUUUUGUUUUCAAGCCACGGGGGUUUCCUUUCGUUUGUGUAUGUGGGAGUCGAGCUAGAUUGGCAACGUUCUUCUUUAACUCUCUAGCUCAGGUGAAUUAGUUGCACAAAGCAUAAAGCAUGAAUGCCUCUGUGGAAAUUUUCAUAUCGGUAGAUGAAUGCAGGCUUGCAAGUAACUGCUCGCCUGGGUCGGCUGCAGUAAGCAAGAGGUGUCCCUAGGCGAACAAGCAACGGAACUUUUGCAAACUGGAAGAAGAGGCGAACAGGUGAUUCCUACCCCCUACUUCUCUGGGGCCCUAAAUGGUAUGUGUCACCAGGUGGCUGAUGCAAAGUGGCUCUGAAAGGGAGCAGAAGGCCUGCCUGGCACUCGCAUCGUUGCUCUUCCAGCAAGCGUAUGAUUGGCAGUGCCUGGCUCAUUGCCUCUGGAGAUUGCAGGCAGGAAGGAUUUUCCAGCUCCCUGGCUCAGUUUAGUUAGUUCAUUUUAAGAUGGGCUGCACUCUGUAAAUUUCACACCGGGGCAUUUUGUCAUCCACAGAGACUGGCUGCCUAACCUUGUGUUCAGGGUAGAUGAGCACUUAGGUCCUCAGCAUCGUUUGUCAUUUGGUACCUUGGUGGCUGGACAGUGUCCUCUCUGAGAAGCCACAUGUGGGCAAAUGCAGGAGCAAAUGGCUGGCAUGGGUUGCCAUCACACCUCUUGACCAUGCAGGCAGGGCCCGUGGCAGACUCUGCUGGUCUCCCCGUCAUGCUUUUGCACAGCUGGGAAAAGCAUUCAAUGAGCAGAGCAGCGGAGGGGAAAUGGACUCUCUGGUUACUAAUUGCCUAAGGGGCCUCCUGGGAUGAUCUCUUAGCACGUGGCAGGUACAUGCUUGCAAGAGGUAAUCCUGCACAGCAUCUGUCUCUGCCUUCCCCAGCCUAGUGCCCCCCAGAUGUUUUGGGCUACAACAACUCACAUCACCCCCAGUUUCAUGCAGUCAUGGAGGGCACCAGGUUGGGGAAGGCUGUUCUCUCUAAUAUUUGCUUAACUUUCACAGAUUUUAACUGUGUGCCAUCUGCUAUGAAUUUUGGAAAGCUGUUUGUCCAUCUGUUCUUUUAUGCAUUUGGAAACAUUCUUAAGAUACAGUGAGCAGAUUUUGCAUGUUGGCCCCUGAGAUCAAGGAGCAGGGUUUUGGCUAUUUUUGGGUACCAUUGGAUGCCAUUUUGCAUCCAGACGGAGGACUGAUCUUUUCAAAAGUGUACCGAUUUCAAUCACUGAAUCAAUCAAUCAAUCAAUCAAUCAGUCAAUUACGGCAAACAACCAGAAUAUUUAAACCAUAAUUUCUGCAUAAUUCUCUACAUAAACAAUAAAAACGAUUGAUCUGUGGUUUAACAACAAUCACUGAUUUAACAACUGCAUUGUUUGUUUGUUUGUUUGUUUUUUGUUUCUUCAAAUUCCUGAGCCACCUGGCUAACAGGUUUCCCCUGUACCAAAGGUAGCCCAAUUUACUGCCUUUAACAGUGUUCAAACAUGCUGCUCCAUCUUUCCUUAGUAUAAGGCCAUCUCUGAUAUUGUGAGCCCCACUAGGUCAAGCAAAUCCCCACUUAGCCCAGCAUUCUGCUUCCUACAGAGGCUGGCAAGGUAGUCUCAGGAAACACAUAAGCAGAGAAUGCAGGCAGCAGCCUGCUUCUAUGGUCGUUUACCUCAGCAUCUGGCAUACUCAGGUAGACGUCCUCUGAACAUGGAAGUUCCAGUUAGCUGUAAUUAAGAACAUCAGCUGGACCAGACAUUAGGCCUGUCCAGUGUAGCAUCAUCCCAUUGUAGCCAAACAGAUGUCUCCAGGAAGGUCAAAGCAGGUACCUGAAGGCAGGUAUCCUCAGAUGAAGGUAUGCACCUCUCAGAUUACAGAAUGCUGUUCCAAAAUACUACCUGGGACUGCCUUUGGAUUUUGCUAAAGUUGUCCCCACCCCACCCCAGCCUCAGUUGAAUACACUCUGAAGUUUCCUGCCAAAUCCUUGCGUAGAGGAUCCUGAGAGUUGGUUGGAAAAGUUGCAAAGUAAAAUUGAGUCAAGGGCAGAUAUAAAACGUUACAGCUUGAGUUAUGGGUCCGUGGCAUGUCAGUCUGCGCACUGUUUUUGAUAGCUUGGGGGGGAGGGAAACUUACAUAACUGCACUGGGCAAGCACAGAAUUUGGAUAAGGUCACAUCUGCUGACAUCAGCCCCAGCCCAUGAAAGCUAGAGAUGCCACAGCUGGUUGCCUUGUCUUGAAGGUGUUACAGUGGCACACCAGAACCAAAGUAACCUCAAAGAACCAGUAGACAUACCUUUAACUUGCCUUGUCCACCAGUAUGGUUCUUUCUAGUGAAUCAACUAAAUAUUUAGUGGAUUAAUCUUAGGUAGGUCUUGCAGCCAUACUUUUCUGUUAGCUGAAAGUUCUACAACCCUUGCACCACCCCACCAAAUCCUAGAGUUUGCAAGUCUGUCCCAUGCCCCUUCACUUUUUUCCACCCUGCUCCCUACACUCUGCCCUGAAAUCCAGAAAGUGAAUGCAUCACAGCUCUGCUCCAGUAUGGUGCCAGUGUGGUGUAGUGGUUAGAGUGUCAGCCCAGGACCCGGGAGAGACAAAGGUUCAAAUCCCCAUUUGGCCAUGGGGCUUGCUGAGUGACCUUGGGCUUGUCACAGCCUCCUAGCCUUUUUUUCUUUUAAAAUUAAUUAAUAUUUUGAAGCUUUUCAGUUGUACAAAAUAAAGGGGGGGGGAGAAAGAAAAGAAACAUAAUACAAUAUAUGGUAACAGAUAUAUGAUUCUUAUUUAUGCUUAAUAUAUGAUUAUUAAUGUACUAUGUUCUGUAUAAACUUGUUCCAAAUAUCAGUAUAUAUACCCUUUUUUAAAAAAAAAUUAUACUUUUCAGAUAUAUACAUUUCACUGAUUUUCCAGUCAUUUUGACAUUUUAAAACUUGACUUCCUUCCUCUUCUUUCUGUGGUUCUUUAAAUUUAUUUUUAAUACCUUCUGCAUAUCCAAAUUAACUUAACUUACUCAUUUAUUUACUGUAUUUUUCCGUCUAUAAGACGUCCCCAUGUAUAAGAUGCCCCCUACUUUUGGGUCCUCUAAUACACAGUCCACCCUUGGCACUAUCCAUGUAUAAGAUGCCCCUUAAUUUUUGGCAUUUUAAAAGGGAAAAAACCUAGUCUUAUACAUGGAAAAAUAUGGCAUCUUCUUCAAAGAUAUACUCUUAUGUAACUGCAGAUUGUUAUAAUAACCCUGCCAGUGUUUUUAUCUGUUUACAGUUUAUCUGUAACUAUUCAAUAAACCAUUUCCAUACUUUUAUAAAAAGUUUUAUAAAACAUUUUUUAUCAGCAUAUUUAGCCAAACAAACCCUGCAUCUAUGAGCAAUCCGUUCAUAUGUUGCGAGUGCUGCCGUGCCUUCAAUCCAUUGGUUAAAGGAAACCAUUGGUUAGUAGCAGGCUUCCUCAACCUCUGCCCUCCAGAUGUUUUGAGACUACAGUUCCCAUCAUCCCUGACCACUGGUCCUGCUAGCUAGGGAUCAUGGGAGUUGUAGGCCAAAAACAUCUGGAGGGCCGAGGUUAAGGAAGCCUGGUUAACAGGCUAUAUUAGCCCAACCUACCUCACAGGGUUGUUGUGAGGAUUCGGUGGAGAACCACGAAUGCCACCUUGAGCUCCUUGGAGGAAAAAGCUGGGAUAUAAAUGCAGCAAAUAAAUAAACAGAACGCACCAGGCAUAUGGUUUGCAUUCGGCUGAAAUUCUGUAGCCGUAAUUGCUUGGUUUCCGCCCCUGGGAGUCCCUGCUCAUUUGUUUUCUUCCUUUCCUGCCCAUCCUUCGCCAGGUGGUGCAGCGCAUCAAGGCCGUGGAAGCGGAGACUCGCUUGCUGGUGGUGGACAAAGAGACCGACGAGUACCUGCGGAGCCUGCAGCUCACCUGCACUGAGGAGAUGGCCCGCACGGGCAUCGUGGCAAACCCCGAGGUGUCGCCGGUCAAGCCGACUGCAAGCGACAACAACGGCGAGGCCUGGAAGCCCCAGCUGGACCUGAGCAACCGAAACCUCAAGAGGCACAAGCACAGCUUGAGCUCGGAGAGUGGGAAGAAGGUAAGGCCAAUUUCAGGCGCAUUCGGAGGGUCGUGUGGGUGUAACUCUGGGCAGCCAGAGGUUUCUGGGUUGCUCUGGACUUUCCAGUAUGAUGGCGGCCAUGCGCAAGCGUGAUUUACCGUAUUUUUCGCUCUAUAAGACGCACCAGACCAUAAGACGCACCUAGUUUUUGGAGGAGGAAAACAAGAAAAAAAAUAUUCUGAAUCUCAGAAGCCGGAACAACAAGAGGGAUCGCUGCGCAGCGAAAGCAGCAAUCCCUCUUGCUGUUCUGGCUCCUGGGAUAGCUGCGCAGCCUGCAUUCGCUCCAUAAGACGCACACACAUUUCCCCUUACUUUUUAGGAGGGAAAAAGUAAGUCUUAUAGAGCAAAAAAUACGGUAUAUUUCUCCGCUUAAAGCACACUUGCACCACUUUAUGUCAUGGCUCCCCUCAAAGAAUCCUGGGAGCUGUAGUUUGUCAAGCGCGCUGGCCUCGCAGAGCUGCAGUUCCCAGCACCCAUUGCAAACGACAGUUCCCAUGAAUGUUAUAGAGUGGUAUGAGAGCACACUUUGAAGGCAUGCUGCACAUGCCUGACGGAGUUUGCAUUUAAAGAGGAAGCUACCUCAUUUGCAAUUUCUGAAACAACACGUGAAACAGAGAGCAGACGGCCUUUGAAAUUCUGGAUUUUGCAAAGCAGUUUGCCGGCCAAGUUAUGCGUAACAGAAUGUGUAUACUUGUGUGCAUAGAAAUGCCCCUCUUGGUGAAACUAAGAUGCAAAAAUGCAUUGUAUUGGGGGAAUUGUAUUGCAAAAAAAUGUGUACUUUGGGCAAAAUUGCUAGCAAUGAUGUGGAUAUCGGGAGAGAUCAGCACUGAAAUGCAUGACGGAUUUUCAUGAGGACUAGCCAAACUUAUAUGGAAAUGUGUAGAUGUUAAGGUUUGGGAAAUGAGCUACUGAAAGAGGCUGAAAUGGUCAGAUUCCCCCAUCCCUUGCCCAGCCACUGAAAACGCCUGAUUGUGUUUCUCUUGGGCUGGAGGUGGCAGAUGGACUUGCUUUGAAGGAAUGCAAAAAGGCUGGCCGGGUGAGUGGGUAGGGUCACCCAGCAGCAUUUUGACUGGACAUUGGGAGUGAGUGUCGGGACUGUGAUGAAUACACAGCAGAGGGAGGUUUUUAGUUGGGCUUUCCUGCACUAGGGAGGGAUGUGGUGGUGGGAGGGAUAAUCUGGCAUUAGCGGAAAGGGAAGGGUUAGGGGAAUGAAGUGGUCCUUAGUUACUCUGUGGCAAAUGAGGUCAAGAUGUGUCGUUAGGGCUCUAUUUACAGGCUCCUGGGGUCAUGCCAUCAGCAGAUUCUCUAGGCUGAAAAGGGGGCUAAGAUAUUAGCUCCAUUAAUUCCGACCUCAUGGCAUGUGAGAUGGAAGGUGUGCCCAUUUGGUGGUUUGUAGCAAAACAGGCAGGCAAAAUGGGAAUUCUGCGACCACGAAACCCAGAUUCUGUGUCCUGAAUAAUUGAAGGGAAGCUAAGCCGGUUUGCAAAAGUUUGCAGACAGUUUUGGAUUGGCUCUCAAUAGAGUAAAGGGUAUCUGUUUGGGUGUGGGCAGAAGGAACUACAUGGAUAACUGAAUUCCCAACAUUUGUUUGAAGUAUUGUUCCCCCUCCUCCUACCCAGGCCUGCAAAACUUCUUCUGCAUCAGACAUGACUCACCUUGGUUCUAUGCAAAUGUAAUUAAAUUGGAGAAAUAAAUGACAACAAUAAUAAAAAAAGUCAGAAUUGCUACCUAGCUGAGAAACUUGACAAAAAAUUUCCUCUCUCACCCUGUAUUGAAAAUGGUUUUUCAUAGUGGUGUUUAGACAGGCAGCCUUGUUUAAAAAAACAGCCUCAAUGUGGACUAGUGAUUUGUGAGCUCUUCUUUGAAAUACAGUUAAAUUUACAGAAUAAUCCUAUCCAUAUAUGCCUGACCUUUGCAUAGGCCAUUGGGUUUGUGUGUAAGAGAGAGGUAUAUUGGGGUUUUGGUUGCUGCUGCCUUUUAAUUUGUAUUUUGAAUCCAGUUUUUUUUUUAAUGCUGCUUUUCAUUUUAUAGUUAAAUUUGAUUCUGAAAUGUAUGCAUUUCCGCCCUGGGACCUUUGGGUGAUGGGCAGAUUAUUAUUAUUAUUUGAAAUGAGCACAUGAAUAAAUAUUUUUAAUGGGGCUUGCUCCCAGGCAAGGGCAGACAAUCUUGCACCAGGUACGUCUUAAACCGGUCGAGAACCCUACUGAUUUUAUAGGUGUCUUUGCAUUGUAAUGAGUCCCAGGCCAGGAGCCCUGAUAACCUCAGGCAAGCACAUGCAGCUCAGCUCCUGAGAAUGCCGUCAUGUUCCCUUGACUCCUUUACAAAUGCACUUCCGCUCUUGCUGCCGCUCUGCGCAGGCUGUUGAAAAAGAGAAAAAGCAACAGUGAGCAGAGAGGGUCACCAUCAGGUCAGGUUUAUAAAGCUUAAAUUACAGCUGCUGCGAAACACCUUAUAAGAGAGACCCUGGGGCAGGAUCUGCAGCCUUCCCAGCACUAAUUAGCCCACUUGUGAUGUUUUCCAGGGGAGUGGGUGGAAAUCGAUCUCUCGCAUGUUGCGAAUGGAUCGCUAAGGGGGAGGGAAGCACCAGCCCCUCUCCUGAGUAAAGUUGAACUCAUGGCAGGGUGUACCCCACUACAGUGGUACCUUGGUUUAAGAACAGCUUAGUUUAUGAACAGCUUGGAUUAAGAACGCUGCAAACCCGGAAGUAGGUGUUUCGGUUUGUGAACUUUGCCUUGGAAGCAGAACAUGUUCCGCUUCCUGUUGAGUGUGUUCCCUUUGUAAAUUGAGUCCCCCGCUGCUAUGGGAAAGCACACCUUGGUUUAAGAACAGACUUCCGCAACGGAUUACGUUUGUAAACCAAGGUAUCACCGUAUGUUUUUUUUUAAAGGGAAAUAAAUUAAAUUAUAUGCCCCACGGAAAUCUCAGUUCUGCAACCUGCCGAAAUGAGGCAGAUAAGCAUAUUUACAUUUUUGUCCUGCCCUCCUCUUAUUUUGCAUUAUUGGGGUGAGGGGCAGUGACUAACAUUUUCUGUCUGCUGUAACUUUUGUUCAUCCAUAUGUCCCCCUUAGCUAGCUUCACAGAGUUCAGUACAUAAAUGGAUCUGUGCUUUCAGGUUUAUACUGAAGACUAUAGACCUGCUCUUUUAAAAAAAAAAAAUAAUAAUUAAAAUCCAUUUCUGACGUCUUGUAGGAUUGUGGCCUUUGGCGCACAGCACUGGCCUGGCUGCUCUCAGGCAGACUUAACUGGUGAGGCUGUGAUUUAGGGUCCUCUGCCACAGAACGGCAGACCCUCCUCAGACGUUUUCCAGAUUCUAUACAGGGCUGGCUUUUAAAAACUCAAAACAUUCAUAUCCAGCCCAGGAAAGGUUCGUUUUAUGUCUUUUAUCAGAGAAGCUCCGAUUGCGAGGGAAGAUUGCAUGGUGGCAUGUUUUUGGCCUCAACUGUGUGCUUUUCUGAGAGGACAAGGAAGAUUCAUGGCCGUUUGAGAGCCUGCCACGUUGCUGACACAGUCCAGUUUUAUCUGUUGCUAGAACCAAUGAGACAUGUUAUCGUCCCAGGCAGGUAGCUCAGGUGGUUAGAGCUUGGUGCUGAUAACGCCAAGGUUGCAGGUUCGAUUCUUGUAUGGGACAGCUGCAUAUUCCUGCAUUGCAGGGGGUUGCAUUAGAUGAUACUCAGGGCCACUUCCAACUCUACACUUCAAUGGUUUGGGAUGGUUUGUUGUUGGUUACCCUCUAGAACAGCAGCGGGGGUAGUUUUCUCAGCCCGAGGGCUGCAUUUUCCUGUGGGCAACCUUCCAGGUGCCACAUGCCCGCAGUGGGGAGGGCUAGAGGCAAAAGCGGGCAGGGGAAUGAGUGUCAAUAUUACCUUUGUACAGUGGGCUAGUUUCUACAUCCGCUGCGCUUUCCAUCCUCCAGGCAAGCAGGAGACAUCAUCAGAAUUCAAGGACGUGUCCCAGGCAGGCAAUAAUCCUCCAGGAGGGGAUGGAGCAGGGGCGUGGCUUCGGGAGAGUUCCGAGGGCCAGAUAAGAAGCUUGGAGGGCCGUAGGUUCCCCAGCCCUGUUAUAAAGCAUGUUGAUGCUCUUCUUGGCACCUUGACCCCCUUGGCUUUUCCUUCUCCCUACCUGUCACCACUAUUCUUAUUAUCGCUAUCAUUUCCCUCUGUCAUUUCCCCUUCACCGUGCUACAGUUCCCAGCACCCUUAAACUACAGUUCCCAUUAUGGGAGGAAGUGCUUUAGAUGUGUGCUGAAUGUGCUUGAAAUCUGCGGUGUGGAUCUGCCAGCGUUCUUGCAGAAAGCGCAAGCUCCUAACCGAGGGAGGGUCCGGGGCGGGCAUGGGAUCAAAGUGUGCGCUCGGUGCCAUACGCAUGACCUCAGAGCAUCCUCCUCUCCUUCUCCCGCCUCCCAUUAGAGUUCUGGUCAGGAACUUGAACCGCCUGGUUGUUUUUGAGUCGGGGUGUUGGCAGGAAGCCCCUCCCAAGAAGGAAGGUAUCCACCCCGCAACAGAAAUUUCCUCUGCAGCUGUAUUUUUAGUGAAACACAAAGCAAGUGGAAACGGUUGGGAGGUGGGAGCAAGAUUAGCAUCAGGAUGGGCUAGGCUGGGCCCCACGUUUGUUCCCAGGGACACAAGCGAGCGCCGUGGGUCUCUGGACCAAAGGAGCUUCAGAUUCCCAGCAGAAAGGGUGGUUGCUGCUGAAGAAUUGUGCACCAAUGUCUCAGUGCAAGACUUAGCAGUGUGAUGUUUCCAUGGCCAGGAUCAGGCCGCUGGGUGCAAAAGAACAAUACAGUGGUACCUCGGGUUACAUACGCUUCAGGUUACAGACUCCACUAACCCAGAAAUAGUGCUUCAGGUUAAGAACUUUGCUUCAGGAUGAGAACAGAAAUUGUGCUCUGGCGGUGCGGCAGCAGCAGGAGGCCCCAUUAGCUAAAGUGGUGCUUCAGGUUAAGAACAGUUUCAGGUUAAGUACGGACCUCCGGAACAAAUUAACUACUUAACCCGAGGUACCACUGUACUCUAAAAUCAUCUUGUUAGUCCUCAUGCUGGCUCUAAAGAGAUGGAAGUAGUACCCCAACAUCUUGACCCUCUUCUUCCAUUGCCCAGGGUUUUGUUUAUUUAUUGUGUAUUUGUUGCAUUUAUAUCCCACCCUUCCUCUGAGGAGUACAUGGCUCUUUUCCUCCCCAUCUCACCCUCACGACAACCCUGUGAGGGAGGUUAGGCUGAGAGCGAGUGACUGAGAUCACCCGGUGAGCUUCAUGACAGAGUGGGGGAUUUGAACCUUGGUCUCCCAGGCCUUAGUCCGAUGUUCUGACCACUACACCACGCUGGCAUUGCAUGUGGUGAUAAGAGGUUUUGGCUCAAAACCUGCCUCGGUGCAUGUUUUACGCAGAUAAAAUGGGUACAAAGAUGCAUAGUUUGCGAAAUACAAAAGUGCUUCAGAGACAGUGUUUUACGCGGGUUGAAAAAUAUCAAUUUGUAGAUUGAUGGAGAAACAGGAAGUAGGAGACUUAUGAACGAACACAUGCAAAACGGAGACAUAUCAAGUGAUCUUGAGCGUGCAAUAAGGAACAAAAACCUCAUUAUCCAAAGGGGCACUCCCUUAUCCCUGAUCUAUCUCAAAUGAGAUAGUGAGAGCCAGUGCGGUACAGUGGUUAGAAUAUUAUUAUAUAACCCAGGAGACCAGGGUUCGAAUCCCACUGGGCUAUGAAGCUCCCUGGGUGCUCUUAGGCCCGUCAUUACCUCGCAGGGUUGUUGUGGGGACUAAAUGAGGAGCAGUUGCCUCUUUUUUCUUCCCCGGUUUCCUACCUGGUGAAUGGGUCUGUAAAGGACUGGGCAGUCUCAAAUUCUCAAUCUCUCUCUAGCCAGAUAAGAAAGAGUGUUGGUUUUUUUAAAAAAAAUGUAAACUUCCUUUAUUCGGGGAAUUAAUAAAUAAGCCAGAAACUUUCAAACUCACUCACUGGCUUGUAAGAAUAUUAAAUAGCUGUAAACUAAUUAGGAAUAUGUUGGCAGGACCCAGGCGACUGCGUGAGCUCUCGUGUACUCCUUAUUCUGCAGAUCCCCAGCUUAAUCUUUUACAUCUGACUGUUUAAGCAUUUGCCUGACAAACAGAGCUGCAUUCAGGCAAGCCACAGAUUUAAGUGGUGGCUUUAAAGUUCUCUGAAGGGCCUUUUAAUUCCAUUAACGGGUUGGCGAAUGCGGGAUUAGCGGGUCAUUUAAGACCUCUGAGCAGCUCUUCAUUGGGAUUUCUGAUAAAGGAGCUCUGGGGAAAAACCCAAAGGCCCCAAUAGACCAGAGCUGAUUUUCCCACGGGUUUGAAGGGAGCAGGAGGUGUUUUAGAAGCUCCCGGAGGAGCUGGAAGAGUUAGAGGCAAAUUGAGCAGUCAUGUGCUGACAACUCAGAACCAUGGAAGGGACCUGAGGGUCAUCUACAAUGCAAGGCCCCCUGCAAUGCCAUGGGUGGCAAAAGAGAGAGAGAAUUGAGAUUGCAAAGUUUUUACUUGGAACAAUUGAUGCAGGUUUCUCAGACUUCUCAGUGUGCAUUUGUGAUGAUUUGCACUCAUGAUGGUGUUGGCACUCUGAUUCCAUAAGAAGAGCCUGAUGAAUCAGGCCAGAGGGGACCUAACUUGCCUGACAUCCUGUUCUCCCAGUGGCCAACCAGAAGCCAGUGGGAAACUCUCAACCUCACACAUCUAAGACUGGAGGGGAAGGCUUUCAGGUCAGGGAGGAUGAUGUCCAGCUUCAAUCCCCACACCUCCUGUUUUUAGAAAACAAGCGCUAUCUCAAAUUUGAGAUAGGCCAGUGUGUCUGGUCCCCAGGAAAGCAAGAUGUUCAACUUGGUGCAGAGAGGGGUUGGGGAGAGGAAUUAUUUUGAGCCAGGGCCUAGGCUUUUCAGAGGCAUAUGAACUAGUAAUGGAGGCGGUGCCUCUGAGCAGGACUUGAUCUCCUUCCCCUUACCACCAAAUAACCAUCAACUUAUAAAGUCCACAAACUAGAAGCCUCAGGUCCCAGUUCCUCUCUUCUUAGAAAUUAGAUGCAAUGAUUCUGUUAAAAGCUCAAGGCUACUGUUGUCCCUGGAUACCUUUUUGCAGGGGAAAGAACAUCAACAGACUUGUUGCACGAUCUCCUCCACCCCAUCUUCGGUGUCCUUUAGGGCCUCCUUUUGCUUUCUCAGAACCAAGCUGCUCACAGCUCUGUUCUCUUUCGGGGAAAGGGCCUGCUGGUGAUGUUUCCUGGAAGCAGAGCUGUGUUUAUGCCAACGGCCCAAGCGAUUUGGUGAUGAUGGGUGGUGGGGAAAGAGUUCCAUUAACAUGUCUGUGAUGAUCUCUAGGGAUGGGAGAUCGCUAGGGAGGGGGGAGAAAGUCGACCCAACUGACAAUCAAAAGCGAACCUGCCGAAUUCACACUUUGCAAAACAAUGCAAGAACCAAAGCACAGUCUCCUUGGAAAUACGUGCUUUCCUGACUUUUGCAGUGCAGUUGUAAUGGGUACAAAAAUGCAUGUGCUAAGGUAAAGUGUCCAUAAAAAUGCACAUAUUGGUAAAAAAGAGCAUGCAAAAGGGGAAAAAUUGCUUUGUAAACAAGUGUACUUUAGGCAAAAUUGCAUACAAAAUGUGUAUAUUGGGAGGAAUUUGCACUAAAAUGCUGAUGAAUUCUAAGGAGGGUUUUCAACAAUGCAAACUGAUGUGGCGAACUGAAUUUAAGACUGGAAAAAUGAGAAGCUGAAAAUGACAGAUUUCCCUCUGCUUAGGGAUCACCCAAGGUGGCUGGGCAAUCUUCUCAGAAUUCAGAAAAAGCCAAUCUCUUGCAGUUUUGCAGAGGAUAGUGCAAGGGCACUUUGGCGGCUGCCAUCGAUGCUGGGUCAGUGCCAGCGUCGGUGGGUGGCCCCAAGGGGGUGUGAUGAGGGCAGGGAGGCUCCCCUGGGUUGUGGGUGGGCUUGCUCCUUGGUGAGAGAUUGGAGCAGCUGGCAGGUGCAUGCGUGUGGGUUCACCUGGCUCCCAAGAGUGAAGUGGAAUGGCAGGGAGCUGCAUCUGUGGUUAGAGCAUGAAUCCAGCUCAAAAACGCAUAUUCAGUGUGAUUGGUGGGAGAUUUUGCUACUUCAUAUUCUUUUGAUUGGUUGGUUGUAAUUAGAAUCCUGUUAACUGCUUUAGAGUGGGUGUUUUGGGGGCCCAAAGCAGUAUAUAUAGAGAAAUCGUAACAUUUAUCCAGUUUUUAAGGAUUAUUUUAUGGAUUGUGUUAUUGUAUGAUUUAAAAAAAAAAUCUAUUUGCCUGUUUGCAAAUUGCUGUAUGGCUUUUGCAAAGGGUGGCAACAUAAAUUAUCUAACUAAGGAACACACUGCUACAUUGGAACCCCUGAGAAAUUAUCCCCUUCUUUCAUACCACUAAGGUAGCCAUGCAAACCCUUUUUUCAACAUGCCAGGGAGCUGCCUUUUAGCCUUUUACAUACACAGUGGUCAAGAUAACUUGCCUUUUUUAAAAAACCUCUGGCAAAAAACAACCUCCCUGGCUGACUGUUCUGAACAAAGGCUGGGAUCUGUGGACAGGUUCCCAAAUGCUUCAGCUGUAAUUCAGAGCAAUAUAUCAGGAUUAUCAUGCCAGGUUAAUAGCUAUGAAGCCUUCUUGAUAGACUCUGAUUAAAAGCACCUUCAGAAGCCAAGUGCGUCAUAAUGGAGACAGAUCUGCCACUCUGGAAAAGCCUGCAGUGAUGGAGAGCAGAAUCUGUCAGGGUCUUGCAGACAGAAUAGUCAGCGGAUUGGAGCGCUGUUCCUGUAAGCAAGGGCUUUUUGGUGGGGUAGUGGGGGGAAAGAAGGUUAAAAUGGAGACAUGGCAGGGCAGGCUUCGCCAACCUGGUGCUCCCCAUAUGUUUGGACUGCAGCCUCGUUCAGCACAGCUGUAGGAUGCUGGGGCUGAUGGCAGCUGUAGUCUAAAAUAUCUGGAGGGUGUGAGGUUGAAGCACAGGAGGGAGGCACAGUUGCUCUUGUGCUUGAAUCCUGUUUGAGGGUUUCCCACUGGGGCAUCUAGUUGGCCACUGUGAGAGCAGGAUUCUGGACUAGAUGGGCCAUCGAUCUGGUCCAGCAGGCUCUUCUUAUGUUCCUAGAUUAGGGAAGGCUUGGGUAGAUCUCUGUUCUGAUCUUGCAGGGCACUAUUUACAUUCCUGCUAAAGAUCUCGAUUAGCCGCUUAGCUUUAAUUAACAGCACUGUUAUGUCAGCUCAAAAUUUCCUCUUGUGUUGACAGUAAGCCAUCUAAAGUGCUGUUCCUGGCCUAGGUAACAUUUCAAGGCCAGCAGCUUUGGUUGUUGGUGUGGAAACCCUCUCAGUCAAAACCAAGAGGUUCCCCCCCCCAGCUGUCUUUGAUGAAAAUUACAUUUACAGUGGUACCUCUGGUUACGUACUUAAUUCGUUCCGGAGGUCUGUUCUUAACCUGAAACUGUUCUUAACCUGAAGCACCACUUUAGCUAAUGGGGCCUCCUGCUGCCACUGCACGAUUUCUGUUCUCAUCCUGAAGCAAAGUUCUUAACCUGAGGUAAUAUUUCUGGGUUAGUGGAGUCUGUAACCUGAAGCGUAUGUAACCUGAGGUACCACUGUAUAGCUUUAAUAGUAGUAAGAAGUGGAACGUACAUAACAUGACUGCUGAAUCUCUCCAAGAAAGCACCCGUAGUCAAGAAAUGGAAGCCAACAUCUCUCUGAGGAGAACCAUUUUGCUCUGGAGAUGGUGGUAUCAACUGAGCUGCUAUCGGCCUACCUGCCAUGGCGAGUGACAAAAAGCCAGCACAUUCCAGCUACGCCCUGGAAGGCUGAGGCCCCACCCUGUAAGGUCAAUAACUUGUUCUUGCAUUAUAGCCAUUUCCAAAAAGGUUGGGUCACCUAGAUAUUUCUUAGAGGCCUCUGAAGCCUGUUUCACCCCCCAUUUAACUAUAAGCAUUCCGUUUUUUUUAAAAAAAGUGAGCAUCAAUACAAGCUGUUCAUUGUAUGAAUCUUAACAACAAGAACUUGCUACCUGAGUUCCUUUCCUUUCCCCUCCUCAUUCAUUUCUCCUUUUGUGUCAUGUCUUUAUAGGUUGUUAAACCUGAGGGCUAGGACUGUGUUGUGCUCUAUUGAUCUGUAAGUCCCCCUGAGAGCUUUUUCUGGCUGAAGAGCAGGGUGUUAAAUGCUUUGAAUGAGCAAAUAGAUAGCAAUACUAAUGAUUUGCGAGUGAGUAGCUUGAUCUGAACAGGCUAGACAGCUUUGGUGCCCAGGAGACUGUGAGUAAAGGCAGUGGGAUCAAAAAGGUUGAGUUACACAUAACUGAUUUGAACUCAGCUUGUGAAAUCUUUAGCUUCAGAUCUGAGGCAGGUCUCUAGUGGAACAAAAAUGUUUUGAAAUGUGGGACCUACAGGUUCAGCAAAGAAUUAUAGACACACAUCUUCUUUGACUUCGGGAUUAUGUUUUUGGAUGCUGCCUUAGGAGAGGUUGAGGUGCUUGAACUGGGAUGAAGAUGAGUUGUAGGAUUCAAUGUGGAGUUGCUUUAUGUUGAGCCUUCCCCAAUCUGAAGCCUGUUUUGGGCUUCAGCUCCCAUCAUCCUCAGGCAGCUCCAUGGUCCCAAACAUCUGGAGGGCACCAGGUUGGGGAAGGCUGGUAAAAUAUGUCUGCUCUAGCAUAUAUCUCCCUAAGGAGAUAAUGGACUUUUAGGAGGAAUUUAAAGACCUUCCUGUUUCCUCAAGGCAUUUGAUGGCUAGAAGAUAGUAUUCUUGGUAGCCCCAUAAUCACCAGCUGAGAGAAUGUUUUUAGAAUGUUUCUGUUUUUAGAAUGCCUUUGACUAUGUUUUUAUUAUAAUUGGUGUGUUUGCCACACUGAGCUUUUUCAGGAGGAAGGGCAGGGCAAAACAUUGAAAUAAAUAAGGAAUAUGGUUCCUUGACAAGGGCCUCUAGUGAUACUAGGGUCUCCGCAGCAAGGGAAGCUUGCAGUGUUUGUGACUUUUUAGUUUAGAGAAAGGUUGGGCAAGAGGUGACACAAUACAUGUUUCCAAAAUUAUGCAUGGCAUAGAGAAAGUGGAUAGAGAAAAGUCUUUUCCCCUCUCUCAUAACACUAGAAUUUGUGGACAUCCAGCAAAGCAGAAUGUCGGAGUUCAGGAUUUACAGAGGAUAGCCAUGAUGGCUCCACAGUUGGAGGCAGCAAUGCUUCUGAAUACCAGUUGCUAGAAACCACAGUGGCAGAGAGUCACUCUUGUACUCAGAUCCUGCUUGUGGGCUUCCUAUUGAGGCAUCUAUCCCAUUGACUCAUUGGCCUGAUCCAGCAGGACUCUUCUUCAUCAGGGCUGGUCCAGCCAUUGGGCACCCACUUCAUGUGGCAGAUUUGGGAUGGGUGGGAAAUACCAGUGAGGGACUGGAGAGCAAAGCAGGGGAGGGGGGGAAUUAAGAGCUUGCCCUUCAUCCUUUUUGCCUUUAAGAUGCUGCCCCAUCAACAAGGCAGCUUGUUGUGCUACAUGAAGUAUGGUGUGUGCCUUUGUGGGCACCAUCUUGUCUGCCUCAGGCAGCGACAUUUCUUCAUCUGGCCUUGCCAGUCAUUAAAAGCAGGAGGACAGGACAAUAAAAAUGGAGGAAAUGUACACAGGAAGUGUGGGGGAUUCAGCAGUGGGGCUGAUGGGUGCUGCGGGCCUGCAACACCUGGAGAGCACCAGAGAAGGCUGUUCUCUGUUUGCAGCAAGAUUGGAACGUGUUGGUCCUGUGCCAUGUUGCUAACAGUUCUCCUGUUGACACAGCCGUGACACAAAUGAAGAAGCAGGUCAGGAACGCCUUCCAAGCUGGAGCAAACAUACUUGAUCAGCUCCAGCCAAAAGCAGAGGUCCUUUCUGUCUCCUCUCCAGGCUCACGCUACCUUCUUAUGCAGCCAGGGUAUAAAAGGGUUGGUGGCUUUAUUCGUGAGUAUUGAAUAUAGUAAGGGCUGCUGCCCCUGUUUGCAUGGCUUUCCAAACCCAUGACUUGCCUUGCCAAGCCCCAGCCCAUCUCCUUACAGCUCACCCAAACCCCCAUCCCAUCACAGCUCCUAUAUCCCCUCACAGCUCCUCUGUGUCACACCACCCGAACUUCUGUUAUGGUAAGAAAUGCCACUGCUUUCUACAAGUGGUUCUGUCAUGCCUUUCACAAUCAGUUCUGGAUGUCUGUGCCCAUCAGGGAGAAAACACCUAUCCCUGGUGCUCACGGCCACCUGACUGCCAUGGAAGAUGUGGAUAAAUUUUGGGUCGGUUUCAACACUGCAUGUCUUCCUUCCUUGCUAAGUUUCCUUCCAGUUUACUGUGAGUCUUGGCAAUCUUCAGAUAAACUCCCUGAUGAAUCACUUUGGUACCAGCUGAUAAUGUGGUGCUUUGUUCUUUCAUUCCCUUGGCGCCUCUUUUUCCAGAAAGGUAGAUUGCGCUGGUCUCUUGCAGGAUAAGCAAAACCAGAGGCCUUGGGGUCCUCUUAAAGUUUGCUGUAAUAAAUGUGAUGGUCUUUAAAGGUGCCACAAGCUUCUUUGUUGUUUGUGUGCUGCUUGUAUACUUGGCCCUGCAUAACCCAGUUUAUUGUGUAAAACCGAAGAAGUUGAGCAGAUUUUUAACUAAAAAAAAUCGUUUAAAAACAAAGCAGCUAUUUUUUGCCCUCUCUCACACCUUUGUUAGAGGGAUGUUUGCCAAGAGGCGAAAUCUUAGACCAUAAUGGCUGCUUUCAGAGUGUAUGGAGAGAAAACGGUUCCUGGUCACUCUGUCCUCUUUGCUUUGUCUUGGAUCAAGAUAGAUUAGAUUCCAUCGCAGCAUUCUUCCCAGCAAAGGGCGGGAAUGGAUUAUAUUUGGCUGCUAAGCUGAAAACGGAGCUGAUAGACCCUGUCCAUCACACCACGCACACCUCGCCUCUCCGGAGAUGGCGCUGCUCUCUGCGGGGUUAUCUGACCCAGCUGAUAAUUCGUGAUUUGUACCUGCUUAAAAGUAAAUUGAAGAAUGUGGAAAGGUGGAGACGUGCUGGCUGGGAGUUGUAUCCUAAAACAUCUCUGCGGUUUCACAGGGUUGGGCGAAGGCUGGCAUAGGAUAUGCAGUGCUCAAAGUGACGUGUGUUGGUAGGGGCGUACGUGAACAGUCGCAAGACGGUUUUUAUCAGGGGCUCAGCCACGUGUGUUUCUGGAAGCUGUUGCAUUUUGAUAAGCUGGGUGGGAAUGGACGGCUGAAUUCUUGCAAGCUUCUUUUGAUUUAAUUAACUGGAGCAUCUGUCCCUGGACAGUUUUCAGAAGGGUAGAGAGGUGGCUGUGUCAGUUUCUUGGACCCAGUGACAAAUGCACAGAAGCUGAAGCUGCAAUAAAAUUUGCCUUUGAGAUGUUCUUCCUAGUAGUUAAGUUUAUGAUCUUAACGUAUGAUGGGGAGAAAGUGGAUGGAGGAAAGUUUCUGUCUCUCCCCAAAAAAACACUAGAACUUGCAGACAUCCAGUGAAGUUGAAUGUUGGAAGCUUCAAGACAGUCAGAAGAAACUACUACUUCAUGGAGCACAGAGUUAGAUUGUGGAACUCACUUGUACAGGAGGCAGUGAUGGUCGACUACUUGGAUGCCUUUUAAAUGGGAUCAGACAAAUUUAUGGAGGGGAAUAAGGCUGUCAGUGACUGGGGAAACCCAGCCAGAUGGGAAGGGCAGAAAACAACAACAACAACAACAACAACAACAACAACAACAACAACAACUCAUGAUGGGUCUGCUGGAAACCACAGGGAGAGAGAGGGCUUGUGUGGUCAGGUCUUGCUUGUGGGUUUCCUUUUGGUGUAUGUGGUUGGCUAUUGUGGGGUGCAGGGUAUUGGACUAGAUGGGCUAUUGGCCUGAUUCAGCAGGGCAAAUUAUUAUGUUCUGAUAAGAUAGUAAAGAAAGAUUCAUGGCCCUUUUUUGCUCGCUCUCCCCCCCAUAAAUUAUUAUUGUAUAUAAAUUAUUUCCCUUUGCCUUGUACGUGUUCAUUUUAAAAGGAAUGUACAGAAAAGAACAAAGUCCAUUUAGUUUCUAAAAUAAAGCCAAGGAUCUUACUAUGUUUAUGCAGAAUUUUCAGCUGAUCUGCUGAGGAACUUCUGCACAUGUUCUAGGAGGGGAGAAUAGGAUUCUGGGGCAAUUUGGGGGGGACCCAUUUGGAGCCAAACUGGAUGGGAUAGGGCAGCUACGUGCUUGUAUUUGUUCACCUACAGGAGGGUUGCGGAAUUGUUAAGAAUACAUGCAUAAAAUGCUUAUACUGGGGUAAAUGUGCAUAGAAUGCAUAUAUUACUGAAAAUAACAUUAAAAAUGCAUAAUAGUAGGGGAAGUCACUUUGCAAAAACAUGUAUCUUAUGGAAAACUGUAUGUAAGCAUAUUUAUAUUAGGAGAAAUCUGCUGACAAAUUUUCAUUAGGCUCUUUAAUGUGAGAAUUGAAUUUAGGAUUAUCACUUUUCACUGCACAGUUUUCCCACCUUUAAAUUGCAUAAGGGCAUUACAACGUAAAGGGCUGGACAGAGAGCCAAAAUUGUGAUUUUGUUAAUGUCCACAUUUGCUAAGAGGAUGUUUGCGGGAACAAAAAAAAAAAAGUGUGUUGUAACUUUACACACAGGCAGCUCCUGCAGGAACGGAAAUCAAGGUCAUCUGCUGGCCUUGCUAAAUAGCAAAUGCUGCUGCUGUUAUUAUUAAUGAUAAUAUUUAUUCAAAAGCCUGAGCUCAGUAGCGCUAAGAGGAUGAGAUUUGGGAGGCAGGCAUGCCCAUUUACUGGCAACAAGAUGUUCCUUUGCCAGCUGUUCUUAGUUUGGUUUGGACUUCGACACGAGCUUAGUUCAAAUGUAACACCCAACCGUGGUUUCAGGCCUGGUGCCAGUGGUUGACCAGGUCAGGCACUGACUAAGGAACCCUGGAGCUUGGAAGGGGGACAUCAGAGUGCCAGUAUGGUGCAGGGGUUAGAAUGUUGGGACUAUGGCCUGGGAGACCAAGGUUCGAAUCCACACAGCCCUGAAACUCACUGGGUGACCUUGGGCCAGUUACUGCCUCUCAGCCUUACUCAGCUCACAGUGUUCUUGUAUGGUUAAAAUGGGGCGAGGGAGAACUAUGUACCUGACUUUGAGCACCUUGGAGGAAAGGCAGUAUACAGUGGUACCUCGGGUUAAGUACUUAAUUCGUUCCGGAGGUCCGUUCUUAACCUGAAACUGUUCUUAACAUGAAGCACCACUUUAGCUAAUGAGGCCUCCUGCUGCUGCCGUGCCACCGGAGCAUGAUUUCUGUUCUCAUCCUGAAGCAAAGUUCUUAACCCGAGGUACUAUUUCUGGGUUAGCGGAGUCUGUAACCUGAAGCGUAUGUAACCUGAAGCGUAUGUAACCCAAGGUACCACUGUAUAAAUGUAAUCAAGUAAAAAAGAAAAAGAAACCUCACUGGCCCAACCCAUCACCAUUCACUGACUGCCCGCCCACUAGGCCCCUGGAUGCUUUUCAGCAGCACGUGAUGGAGCUGCUUUUGAAAGUGACCCAAGCGCAGGUCUCAUCUGCCUGCUAUUUUAAAUUACCAAGAACGUAAUGGCCCACCUCAUAGAUCUACGAAACCUAUUGUUCUCUAGAUCUGUAGGCCAGGGCAUCGAUACCUCAUAACAACAGCCUGCUAGAUCAGACCAGUGGCCCAUAUAGUCUAGCAACCUGUUCUCUCCACUCCUGCAGUUUCCGGCAACUGGAAAUUGAGACGCAUUUCUGUCUCCGAACGUGGAGGCAGAGCAUAGCCAUCAUGGUCAGGAGCCAUUGGUAGCUUUCCCUUCAGCGAAUUUGUCCAAUCCUUUUUUAAAGCCAUCUAAGCGGGUGGCGCUGUGGGUUAAACCACAGAGCCUAGGACUUGCUGAUCAGAAGGUCGGCGGUUCGAAUCCCUGCGAUGGGGUGAGCUCCCGUUGCUCAGUCCCUGCUCCUGCCAACCUAGCAGUUCGAAAGCACGUCAAAGUGCAAGUAGAUAAAUAGGUACCGCUCCGGCGGGAAGGUAAACGGCGUUUCCUUGUCCCCCGAAAUGAGAGCUGAGUGAUGACACACAGGCGAUAAUUCCAUUUGCAAGAUAGCAAGAGAGGGCCAGCACCCACCCCCAAUCUGCACCAGGUGGCCUGCAGAGAACAGCAGUGCAGACACAGCAAGAGAGGCUGUGUGGAGCAAUGGGAAGAGUCUCUUGAUUCUGGCCAGGAUUCAGAUCUUCUGCUUAGCUGCUAAUGACAAUGGCUCACUGGUAGAGCAUUUGCUUUGCAUACAGAAGGUCCCAGGUUCAAUCCCCGACACUUUCAGGUAACCCUGGGAGAGAUCCCCUGUGCCAGACCCUGCAGAGCUACUGCCAGUCAGUGCAGUCACUACUGAGCUAGAAGGGCCAACAGUUUGACUUGAUAAAAGGUAGCUUCCUGUUAUUUUAGGGGGGAAACCAUAGCUCAGCAAUAUACCACUGCAGCUGCCAUUAUUAUUAUUAUUAUUAUUAUUAUUAUUACUACUACUACUACUCACCCCAUCAUCAGCAGAUACCAGGGCAGAUUACAAUUAAAAGUCAGGAUUAAAAAUAGUUAUAUUGCAUUUUAAGGAAGAGGAUGGGACCUAAAAACGCACAUCUCAGGUGUCAAAGGCCAGGGUAAAGAGCCAUGUCUUCAACAUUUGUCAGAAUCCAUAUAGUGAAGAAGCUGGGUAUGCGUCUGUGAGGAGAGAAUUCCAAAAUUCAAGGACUGCUACAAAAAAGGCCCUCUCCUGGGCUGCCACCAUGCAUUUCGGCACCUUUCCGUGCUCUGCUCUGGUUCGCCAGAAGCGGCUUAGUCAUGCUGGCCACAUGAUCCGGAAGCUGUACGCCGGCUCCCUCGGCCAAUAAAGCGAGAUGAGCGCUGCAACCCCAGAGUCGGUCAUGACUGGACCUAAUGGUCAGGGGUCCCUUUACCUUUACCUUUUUAAGUCUAUGGCCAUCACAAUCUCCUGUGGGAGAGAGUUCCAGAGUUUAACUCUGUGCUGCAUAGAGAUUGACUUUUUUUAAUCUGUCCCGAGUCUUCCAACAUUCACCUUCAUUGGAUGACCACGAAUUCUUGUAGUUGGAAAAACCUUUCUUAGUCUGCUUUCUCCAUGCCAUGCAUAAUUUCAUAAACUUGUCAUGUCGCCUCUCACUCGCUUUUUCUCUGAACUGAAAAGCCCCAAAUGCUGCAACCGUUCCUCACACCAUUCCCUUCGCUCCAUGCCCUUGAUCUUGCGUUGGGGCCUUGCUUGUGGGUGAGGUUGGUGAUCACAUCACCACAGCCCUCCUCCUCCUCCCCUCCUACUUGCCCACUGGCUGCUCCAAAAUACUUUGUACCCUCUUUGUCAGGCUGUUCUUGCUCCAGGAGAUAAGGGGGGAACGGAGCAAUGCAGGGAAUGUUGGCGCGUUCCCGGGGCAGCUGCUUCAGAACUUGCUGUACAGUUUGGGCUCCGAGAUAAACCGUGAAGAGGAACUGUGUUCCUUGCUGAUAAGGUUUUUCGGACACUGGCUCCUUUCCCACCCUGUUCUGCUUGGGGAAAGCCUGCAAGAAUCCUGGUCACAUCCUUCCACUUAAUUAAAGGGGAAUAACUGUACUGAGGGAUGGGUGCACCUGACUAGCCCACAGUGGGCCAGGAAUAGUCAACUUUCUCUCCUGAUCUUGGGACCAGACCAGACUUCCCAAACCCGAUGGCCUCCAGAUAUUUUGGACUACAACUCCCCAUCAAACCCAGCCAGUCAAUGGGAGCUCUAGUCUUAAACGUCUGGAGGACACCAGGCUAUGGAAAGCUGUUUCAGAUUGUUGUCAGCGGCUGGUGGUGUUUUUUUCUGCCUCAGGCAACCUUUGCCAACCUUAUGCCUGCCAGGUGUUUUGGACUACAACUCCCAUCAGCCCCAACAUUAUACUGUACUGGUUAGGACUGAUGGGAGUUCAAGGCACCAGUAGGCUGGGAAAGGCUGACCUACUGGGUGGCAUUUCUGUGUGGUCAUGAGAACAUAAGAUCACCAAAUCUUGCCAGAUCAUGGAUAUCAAAGCUGAAAUCCUUCCUGCUUACUUUACAAUUGAGUUUUUUACCAGGAGUAUGGUGUGAUGGGAGGAUAAAUUUAUCGUCACAGCCAAAGCAGCAGAGUGGCUGGAACCGUGGUUUUCUCUCUCUCCAGAUGGUACUGCUUUGUCCUUCAGUGAAACAGCAGCCUGUCUUUGCCCUGGCAUUCUUGUCAGCCGAAAGGGUGACGUUUUCUGCAAGGAUGUUGCGUUUGCUCUUUAUGGGCCUGAUUAGCUGCAGUUUGGCUAACCUGCUUCGGUCACCUUGAGUAUUGACCUCUCUGUGCAUAGGUGCCCUGCAGUAUACCUGUUCUUGACCUGCAGUGGUUAAUCUGGUGGAGGCAGUUUGGGUGGUCUUUCAGUGCCAGGAUUUCUGCCAACAGGUAGUCCUCAUCCCAAGGGCUGAGGAAGGUGGGGCACAGGUUCACCUUUUGCACCUGCACUGAUAUUUGACCAUGGGUGCUAACUACAGGAACAUUAUCUAUAGAUCAGCUAAGAAGCCUCUACAUGCAGGGUGGAGUCAGAUGCAUGUUUAGAAGGCAUGGGAUGUUGUGAAAGAAUAAGGCUGUUGUAUUCUGGUCUGAUGCCAGAACCUACAAGGAAAGCAGCAAGGCUGAAGGCUCCAAGAAAGCUCCAAGUGAGCAACUUGCUCUGUCAAAGGUUGGGAUCAGACUAAGGCUUUUAUACCUGCACAGGAGAGGAAGGUCAGAAGUGCACAGCAAAAAGUUCUGCACAGGAAGGUCAAAAGUACACAGGAAGGUCCAACGUUUAGCCUGAGAAAUAGAAAUUUAACCAGGUGUCUUCUCCCCCUCUGAUUGGCUGAGAGGUUGGGAUGAGGUGAAAAUAACGUGUAUAAAUCAAGGUGGAAAAUAAAGUAAUUGAAGAAUUAACAGUUGAAGAGUUCAAGAGCUUAAAUGGGCUGAAAUACUUUGAGCUGGAACAUUGGAAAUAGUAUAGUUGAGUACUGCAGCAGAAAAAAGCCCAAGGAAGACCUAAAAGGGACCUAAAAACUGGAUUGAGGGUUGCAGAUCAAUAAUAGGUUUAGCUGAAUGUGUUUAUUUUUUCCUGUGUUUCUUUUAUGUACUCUUACAGCUAACGCCUCAAACUAUAAAGCUUGUUUUCUUUUGGGGAAAAAUACUGCUAUCUAACUUGCUGCCUUACUAAAACUUUAAGUAAAGCAUAGUUUUGGAUAAUUGGGUUGAUGCCUCCCUUUUCACCCCAUGCCUAAGUGUCAUGCCAUUCUACCCAGUAUAGGGAGUUGGGCCAGUUAAAGUCCAAAAGUGGGAAAAACUAGUAGUGGUGGUGAUAGGGAGACGAUACCCAUGGGCGGAAGUGGUGAUGUUAACAAGACGUGGGGGACUGGUUUGCUUCCCUCUCAUGGUGCAGACCACAGCCUGUGCUGUCACAAAUGCACAUUUAUCCUCCUUGAAAAAUACCACAAAGAAAUCCUCCAAAUCAAGGGCAGAUGUGCAGAAAAUAAGACCCAAAAGGCGCUUGGUUAUUUUCCUCUUCCAAAUUUUCCUCUCCAAGCUGCUUUUCUCCUUGAGGGGAAAAUAGGGAGUCCAGGAGUGGGAAGGGACUGCUGUCUUCUUCUGGCAGAGAGAAGAGCAAUUUGGGGAGGGCAAUUCUGAGGGGAAAAGUGAGCCGAAGGGGACAGGGUUAAGGCGCCUUUCUCCUCACCCUCUUCUCAUUUCAUUCCCCCUUGUGCCCAUCCAAAAAUGGGUCAGAGCAUAAUUACACAUAUUUCACCACAUGUAGUUUGGGUGAAGGGCCUUGGCUCGGUGGUUAGAGCACCUGCUUUGGAUGUAGAAGGUCCCAGGUUCAAUCCCUGAUGCAUCCAGGUAGGGCUGGGAAAAGACUCUUGUCUGAAACCCUGGAGAGCUGCUGCCAGUCAGUGUAGACAGUACUGAGCUAGAUGGACCAAAGGUCUGACUGUAUAAAGCAGCAUCUUACAUUCCCAGUUUUGCCCUUAAUGAUGGGUUUUAAUUUUAUUUUAAGGUACCUCAUAUACAAAUGUGCAUACAAAUAAAGCUAUCGUGUAGCUUAUCCUUUGCAUGUAGCUAAUUACACAAACCAUUGCAACGAGCACAAAUAUAUAUACUUUGCACGCAGAUGGUGUAGCAAAGAUGACUGAAAACAUGAGCUGUGAGGCAGGAAAUCUCCAAUUCAGAUUUUAACUCUGAGCUGUUACCUCCUGGCAAGCUGCUCUUCUCUCAAGCUUGAGCCUUGUUUGCAAUUCGGGGGAUGAUAAAUACUGGUCUAAUUUAGAAGAUGAUAUAUCUGAAGCCCUUGAAACGGACUGGAUAAAUGCUCAGAACUGCUUUUACGACCUCAGUUUGCACACAUUAUUCUGAGCUCACAGCUGGAGUUGGAGUCCUACCAGGCUGCAUACCUUCAAAAUGGGUUUAAGAAAUCUGGAUGAUUUUGGAGUGCUGAUAGCAUUCCAAAAAUUUCAGGGCAAUGACCUUCUCUCAAGCCGCCCUUCUGCCUGGGGAAUCUCAAGAUUCCCCUGUCGGAUAGAGGGGUGUAUGUUGGGAAUUGCAGAGAUCAUGUCCAGGCUAGGGGGUUCUGUUUAGUGUCGGUUUACAGGCAAUUAGUAACACUUUAAAACCGGAGUAGAGGAAAGGGCUUCAUCACCUCCCAUGGAUUUGCCAAGAUACUCAUCUGUCUUUGGCUGGCCUGUGAGGAGGAAGAAGGUUGCCUCAUGAUUCCAGGUGGGUUUUUACAGUGUUUGCAGAUGAUUUCCCUUUAAAUUUAAGUUUGAAUUUAAAUUAAAAUAAAACCAGCAUCCAGCUGGUGUAUUUUAAUACAGAUUUACUUCUUUUUUUAAAAAAGAAAAGACACACAUAAUGGAACAGCUGUGCAAUUCCUCCUGUCGUAGGUGACCCAUCGCACAGCUGUUGGGGUAGGUUAUUUGGCUGGCUAUGGUCAGUACAGAUUGGUCUAGCUAUUUUCUUCUCUGUGAUUCUGCCUCUCUCCAGAAAUGAUUUCGACCCCUUCCAUUUAACAUUUCCCUUUUCAAAUAGCAUGGCCUUUAUAUCUGUUUCUUUUCUCCACCCCACCCAACUGCAGGAUGGGAUCAUGAUUGCAGUGAGGGGAGAGGGACAUUUAAACCUUUCAAUGCAUACAAUGGCCCAUUGACAAAAACACACACACACACCCGCUCAAAAAAAGAAAAAGAAAAUUAGGCUGGGGAAAGAGGAACUGCCACUUGGUUGAAGAGUAUUACUUGGAUUCUUGAAAUCCGGAAGUAGAGUUGGUAUUCCAAUUCCAGCUUAAAACAGAACAGCAUGGAUUGCAGGCUGCUUUAGCCAACCUGGUGCCUUCCAGUAAUAUGGAUGCGCUGGCUGGGGUCGACGGGAAUUAACAGAAUCACAGAAUCGUAGAGUUGGAAGGGACCCCCAGGGUUAUCUAGUCCAACCCCCUGCAAUGCAGUAAUCGUAGCAAUAAUAAUAAUAAUAAUAAUAAUAAUAAUAAUAAUAAUAGCAUUCCUGACCAAACAACCAUUCAUCUUCUGUUGAGAAACCCCUGAUGAAGGAUAGUCCACCAUCUUUCCAGGUAUUCCAAUCUAUUUGGAGGGCACCAGGUUGGCAAAGGCUUCCCUAGGGAGCUUUGUGGCGUCAUUCUUGGGUCUUGCACAUGUGCCCAAGGACAAACCCUGAACCAUUGUGUGGGGCCGCCUUUUAAGUUGGGGAAUCUCUGGGGCGGGAAGCCUUUGCAGGCUCCUUCCACUCAGGCCCGCCUCGUUGCGAAACCUUUCCCCUCGGAUCCCCCCGAUGACUCACUCUGGCACCGAGAGGGGAAGCUGGCUCCACUCUUAACAAACAUCAGAUCGCUGGCGUGCUGUAUGAAUGGAGACAAUUAUGCCCGCUCUGCUCGGUGGCAGGGACCCAACUUUGGCUUAGUGAGAGGAGCAGGGGCCGCAACAACAUUUUUUGUGACAAGCUGUUUGUGGGGGAGAGGAAAGGCUUGGCUCCCUUUGCCGCUGUUUUAAAGCCUCUAAAAAUAAGUGUUCUUAAUGUUAAAGUUCACAAGAGGGAGGUGCUUCUGGCAGGCACUUGAACCGUCUUUCAGCCCUACCCCAGCAGGAUUUUUAAAAAUUAUAUAUUAAAAUAUUUACUAUACUAGAAAUAUUAAAGGUAAAGGGACCCCUGACCGUUAGGUCCAGUUGCGGACGACUCUGGGGUUGCGGUGCUCAUCUCGCUUUAUUGGCCUAGGGAGCCGGUGUACAGCUUCUGGGUCAUGUGGCCAGCAUGACUAAGCCGCUUCUGGCGAACCAGAGCAGCGCACGGAAAUGCCGUUUACCUUCCUGCCGGAGUGGUACCUAUUUAUCUACUUGCACUUUGACACGCUUUCGAACUGCUAGGUGGGCAGGAGCAGGGACCGAGCAAUGGGAGCUCACCCUGUCGCGGGGAUUCAAACCGCUGACCUUCUGAUUGACAAGCCCUAGCCUCUGUGGUUUAACCCACAGCGCCACCCGCGUCCCGUACUAUAAAUAUUACUAUAUUACUAAAUAUGCUAUGAUAUUCUGCUUUUUAUACAUAAAACAAAUAGCUGUACAAAAAGCAAAUGUGGGAAUGAAGUGGUGUGGCAUAGUGUGUCAGAGUAGGAAUCUGGAGGCCAGGUUCUAGGACCAUUAUGAAGCUCUCUGGGUGACCUUAGACCAGUCGCUGCCUCUCAGCCUAACCUACCUCACAGGGUUGUUGUGAGGAUUAAAUGGAGGGGGGAAAGUGGGAUAUAGAUGUGAUAAAUAAAUGAAAUAAAUUCAGAAUAAAGCAGCCGGUGCCAGGUCAGUGGCAGGGAGUCUAGAGGCUCCCACUGGUGUUUGCAGCCUUUGGGAAUGAUGGAGCUUGUAGCCAGUUUCUCACAGCUUAGGAUCCUUCUUCUUGCUUCGUUUGGAGGUGUCCAUUCUGUGUGAGCGUUUAAAAUAUUACUUUGCUGCCGCUCCUCCCGUUACACUGAGGUCUUGGGUUACACGUAAUGUGAACCGCUUCCUCGUACAAAAAGUUAUUGUUCGUAUCUAAUUUCCACACACCGAAAGGCUCUGUAUAUUAAAAUGUCCAACUUAGAUGUCAGUUAGGAGCGGCCUUUUCUGCUCUUCAUAAUGUCAAUUGCUGUGUGGUGUGUCAUUGUCAUAAGGGACGUGGAUGGCAAGCCCUCCAUACCAUUGCCUCAAACUGUCUCCAGAUACCUUGAUACUGAAGCAUUGCAAGAAGUUCCCUGGACAUGGCCCCAGUCAGUAACCUGGAUGGCGGACCUCUGGAGGUCCCAUGCAAACUGCUCCAAGGCCACAUUCGCACCAUACAUUUAAUAUACUGUGAUGCUUCUUUGAACUGUCAUGGCUUCCACCCAAAGAUUCCUGAGAGCUGUACUCUGUGAAGGGUGCUGAACAGUAUUAGGAAGCCGCUAUUCCUCUCCCAGAGCUGCAGUUCCCAGAGUUCCUUAUGAAGAGAUACUGACUGCUGAACCACUCUGGGAAUUGUAGCUCCGCAACGGGAAUGCAGGACUCCUAAAAACCUUUAGCAUCCUUAACAAACUACAGUUCCCAGAAUUCACUGAGUGAAGAAGCUAUGGCAGUUUGAAGUGGUACCAUAGUGCUUUUAAUGUACAUUGUGAAGGUGGCCUCGCCAACUGGGCUGACUAGCAAGGGAGCUGAAGAUAUUUCAGAAGAGAUGGCAGGAAGGGAACAUGAGACAAGUCCUUGGCUGGAUCUGUGUGUAUGUGUGUGUUUUUUAGGGCUUCGCUGGAGCAUUUUAAAACAGUCUGCUCUGAAAUGCCAGCGUUCAGCAAAAGCUUUUUAGGACAGCCUCUCCCAGUCUGGUGCCUUGAAGAUGUUUUGGACUAUUAUUUCUUACAACAUUCCCAUCAGCCCCAUCCGUUUUAUCCACACAGCAACCCUGUGAGGUAGGUUAGGCUGAGAAGCUACCUCUUUGCAAGGAAUAAAAACACACGCUUGGUUCUCCUGAGACUAUCCUUAACUCAUCUCAGGAUAUCAUUAGGCACUUGUUGUUGACAUGCCUGUGCCAGGGUCCUUCCAGCUCUUAUUAAAUUAUUUACUCAUUUUCUCUUGCUGGGAAAUUUAAUUACCCCCCAAGCUUCUUCAAAGCAAGCAAGUCAACAUUACAUUUUAUUGAUGUGCCGGAUGCUUUUGUACUUGCAGACUUUGGAGUUUCUGAGGUAAAGUGUUUGGAUAUCUUUUUUUUUCUCCCUAAAGCACAGUGUUUCCUGUGCUCUUAUAAAUUGCAGACACCCCUUUGCUGCUUUGUAAUGCUCAUUCCCACCCCUGAGAGCUAGAAAACAAUAAUAAAUUGUAGGACUUUCCCCAUCUCCCCUUUAAAAUCUCUGUGGAUCUGUAUCUGGCGCUCCCGAGAAUGGAUUUUCCUUGCUCUAAAGGGCUGACACCUGACUAAUUAAUUGUCCAGACGUCGCCUCGUUAAUCAAGGCCAGUGCCAAUGUUUAUGGUGCUGAGUCUAGAGCAAAAUAUGCUGAGGAUGUUUUUCUUUUCCAUAAUGAGAAAUGAAAAGCAUUCUGCCACAAGAGUCCAAAUAACCACGAUGAACCUGUCGACAAGGCUAGAAAUUCAGGCACCAUUGCCACUACUCAGACGUAAUUUACACAUGAGCUUGGGUGGUAGCCCCGGAAACUGUUAAUUGAGGGCUUGUAGCCAACUAUGUUCUAUUCAAAGUUAGACCUAUUGAAAUUAAUGAAACGAUGAGUUUCAGUUUCAGUGGGUCUGCUCUGAGUAGGAUUAACCACUGGGCACAAACUGAGAUUUAUCUGCUGUGCCGUUGGAGGAGCAUGCCCUUACUUAUUGCAUUUCAGGGUCAGGUAACCUGCUUUAGCCAGAGGGCCACAUUCCCUUUUUGGGAAUUGUAUGGGGCCACAUGUGGGCGGUGGGCGGAGCCAGAGGCCAAAGUGGGUGGGGCAAAAAAAUUACCUGGUUACACUAGCCUAGUUUCUAUGCAUACUCUUAACAUCCCUCUCCAUCUGGAAAAUAAUAAUAAUAAUGAUAAUAAUAAUAAUAAUAAUAGUAAUAAUAUAUUAUUUAUACCCCGCCACUCUGGGCAGCUUCCACCAAAAUAUUAAAAUACAAUAGUCUGUCAAACAUUAAAAGCUUCAAAUAUUAAAAGCAAGAGGCAUUUCCCCCCCGAAAAAAGUAUAUGAAAAUGCAUAUCUUAAGGGAAGUGUGCAUAAAUUACAUAUAUUAGUGAAAACAACAUUUUAAAAAAUGCAUUGAGAAAUUACACUGCGCAUGAUUGGCAUGUUAAGGAGAAUGCACACUGAAAUUCUGCUGAAUUUCCAUUAGAACUUUUUUUCUGAUGUGGAAGUGUAGUGAGCCGAACUUAAGAUUUGUCCAACCCUACCCAUCUCUCUGGAUUUCUGAGGGGGCCUGGUUGUGUGUGCACUAACAAGAUGUUUUUUCAAAGUGUCUCCAAAAUCUGCAAAGGCUAACUAUGAACCGUGCGUUCCCAGGAACAGAUAUGAGAAAAUCCUUAUUUUCCCUGGAAGGUAAGGGGCCAAGGGAAUGUAGCCAAGAUUUGCUUUUGUUUUUUAAACGUCAGAAUACAGUUUGUAUUUUGAUAAACACAGAGAUGAUUGGGGGUGGUUGCCAAGGCCGGUAAUUCAAAGCUAACAAAAUUUCAUAUCAGCUCCAGUUAAAACUCUAAUAAAAUCCCAACAAGGCCCUUUCAGUAAUGGAUCUUUGAACCGUGUCAUUUCAGUUUUUCUAAAAUAAUAAUAAUAAUUCAAAUAGGAUUAUUCUCUCUCCCCUCCAGCCCAGGUUCAAAGCCCCCCCCCCCCCGUUCUUGUUAAAAUGUGUCCUUUGGGGUCGAGAAAGCUCAGAGUUCCAAUAUUAUUCAACCAGUUAAAUCAUUUCCUGUUUUCUGCAGUUUUUGAAGAAUUCUCUAAGGCAGGCUGGAAAUAUUUGCAGAUACUCACGAACUCGCUGGCUUGCAGGCCCUGGGAAAUAUCCUGAGUUUGUUACAUUGGUCAGGAAAGAUGAGACAGCUGUGUGUGUGUUGCACAGGAUGAUAUGAACCGUUAAAGACAAACUCAAUCGGACCAGAUAAUAUCCGCUGACCUAGUAAUGUGGUUGCUAUGGAGGGACAGAGAAUUGUACAUGUUACAUUGGCCUGACUUUGUGCUACAAUCCUGUGCUCCUUUAUCCAAAACAUUGUGUUUCCUAGAGAGAGAAAGAGAUUGAUGGUGGUAGUGGUAAUUGACAGUUUGUGGUUUGAUUGAUUGAUUGAUUGAUUGAUUGUAUUUAUCCAAGGAGUUCAAGGUGGUACAGUCGUACCUUGGAUCCUGAACGCCCUGGAAGUUGGACAUUUCGGCUCCCGAACACCGCAAACUCGGAAGUGAUUGUUCCGGUUUGCGAAUGUUCUUUUGGAACGUUUGGGGUUUCUGGGGCUUCUGAUUGGCUGAAGGAGCUUCCUGCAGCCAAUCAGAAGCCACAAUUUGGUUUUUGAACGUUUUGGAAGUCGAAUGGACUUCCAGAAUGGAGUCCAUUUGACUUCCAAGGUACGACUGUAUACAUAGUUUUCCUCCUUCCCAUGUUAGCCUUGUAACAACCGUAUGAAGUAGGUUUUGCUGAGAAGCAGUGACAGGCUCAAGGUUGCUCAGUGAGCUUCAUGGCUGAGGGGGGAAUUUGAACCCUGGUCUUCCAUGUCCAAUCUUAACACCACAAGUUCUGCUAACUGGGCUUGCCACCAUUUUGACUAGUGACCUGGGUCUUAAACAUGUUUCCAUAACAGUAAGUUGAUGGCCUUUGAUUUUAAUUUUUUUACAUGUUUUUUAAUUGCAUAUGGAUAGUGUUGUAAACCUUUUUUUUUUGUUCUUUUUAAAUUAUAAGGCAGUAUAUAAAUAUAUUUUAUAAAUAAAUAAAUGAAAUGAUCACCAUUGGAUCACCUAGUUCAGUAUUGUCUAAACUGACUGGCAGCAAUGGUUCUCCAGGGUUCCAGGAAGGGAUCUUUUCUAGCCCUACCUGGAAAUGGCAUCGAGGAUUCAACCUGGGACCUUCUGCAUGCAAUGGCAUAUAUAUAUAUUCCUUCUGUAAUCUGAAGUUUCCAUAUUCAGUGUCUGGAAUCUCCAGCUAAAAGGAGCAGGGUGCCAGUUCUUUGCCUGAGAGCCACUGCCAAUCAGAGUAGGGCUUUGCAGGCUAGAUGGACCAGUGAUUUGAUAAGGCAACUAUUGUAGGAAAGACCGUGCAAGAACUUUGUGUGUGAAAGGUCUUUGAUUUGAUCACUGGCACUUCCAGGGAGGGCUGAGAGAAGGCUCCAUAUUUGUAAUUCUGGGGAGCAGCUGCCGGUCAGUGCAGGCGACCCUGAACAAGAUGGGCUAAUGGUCUGACUCAGUAUGAGGCAGCUCCUUAUGUUCAUGCUGUGUACAUUUUCCAAAUGUUUCAGCUAUCCCUGCAUUUGUUCUGCCUCUUGGGAAAAAAUAAGAAUAAGUUAUUUUAAAAAGGCCCUUCACUUGGGCUCAUCUGACUUCAUACCUAGCAUAUUUCUCACUAAUGGUGAGUAUUUACGUGAGAAAUCACAUGAUGGAGCGCAGAGCAAAUAAAGGGGGAGGGGGAGGAGGAAUUGAACGCAAUCCAGCAUUAAUCUGUCUUGCUAGAAAUAAAUAACAUGACAUCCUGCUUUACUGUGGAAGACAAACAGCCAAACUGUGGAAUACAAUGCUGGAAUCUGCUUUAGAUUAGAUUACAUUGGGUUUAUUUAUUGUUACCCUGCCACCCCAGCAAAAUAACGUUCAAGGCAAUUUAACUGUUGAUUAAGAGGAUACACAAACAUUUACCCGGAAUAUCUGUGUGGUAAACCCUGAUUUGCCUCUCCCCUGAUAAGAGGCUAUCUGUUGUUGAUUUCCAAAGAAAAGACAAGUAUCCAUGGUCCCAGAUUCCCAGCCACCUCUGCCCACAAAUUUUUGCUUUCUCUCUAACAUGGAUAUGGGGAGGCUGUGGCCCUCCAGAGGUUGUUGGACUGCAGCCCCCUGCAAUGCAAGAAUCACAACUAAAGAAUCCCCAACAGAUGGUCAUCCAAUGUUAUGGGAUGGCACCUGAAACUAGACAAAGAAGGUUCCAGGCAAGCCUUCCUGGGGAGAGUAUUCCAUGAACAGGGAGCCACCACUGAAAAGGACUUAUUCCAGGCUUCCUCAACCUCAGCCCUCCAGAUGUUUUUGGCCUACAACUCCCAUGAUCCCUAGCUAGCAGGACCAGUGGUCAGGGAUGAUGGGAAUUGUAGUCUCAAAACAUCUGGAGGGCCAAGGUUGAGGAAGCCCGACUUAUUCUGUUGCUACCCUCUGGGCCUCUUGUGGAGGGAGCAUAGGAGGAAGGGCCUCAGAUGAUGAUCACAGGGUGUGGGUCGGUUCAUAAUGGGAGAAGUGUUCCUGGAAAUAUCAGCAAGGAGAGGGGUGAUGAAGAAAUUGGAGAGGAAGGCAAGAAUGUGGAGACUUUCCUCCAAGGGAUAGAAACAAUAAAGUCUUACUUUAAUGAUCAGAUUCAGAUACAUUUAAAAACAAAUCAAAAUAAUAAUAGGGCUUUUUUUUCAGCCGGAACUCAGUUCCGGCACCUCUCAUGUGGGCGUCAUUGCUUUUAUAAGAGAAUAAGGGAAGUAUAAUAAUAAUAAUAAUAAUAAUAAUAAUAAUAAUAAUAAUAAUUUAUUAUUUGUACCCAGCCCAUCUGGCUGGGUUUCCCCAGCCACUCUGGGCGGCUUCCAACAAAGAUGAAAAAUACACUAAAAUGUCACAUAUUAAAAACUUCCCUGAACAGGGCUGCCUUCAGAUGUCUUCUGAAUGUCAGGUAGUUGUUUAUCGCGGGCGCCACUACCGAGAAGGCCCUUUGCCUGGUUCCCUGUAACUCGGCCUCUCGCAGUGAGGGAACCGCCAGAAGGCCCUCGGAGCUGGACCUCAGUGUCCGGGCAGAACGAUGGGGGUGGAGACGCUCCUUCAGAUAUACUGGACCGAGGCCGUUUAGGGCUUUAAAGGUCAGCACCAACAUUUUGAAUUGUGCUCGGAAACGUACUGGGAGCCAAUGUAGGUCUUUCAAGACCGGUGUUAUAUGGUCUCGGCGGCCGCUCCCAGUCACCAGUCUAGCUGCCACAUUCUGGAUUAGUUGUAGUUUCCGGGUCACCUUCAAAGGUAGCCCCACGUAGAGCGCAUUGCAGUAGUCCAAGCGGGAGAUAACCAGAGCAUGCACCACUCUGGUGAGACAGUCUGCAGGCAGAUAGGGUCUCAGCCUACGUACCAGAUGGAGCUGGUAAACAGCUGCCCUGGAUACAGAUUUGACCUGUGCCUCCAUGGACAGCUGUGAGUCCAAAAUGACUCCCAGGCUGCGCACCUGGUCCUUCAGGGGCACAGUUACCCCAUUCAGGACCAGGGAAUCCUCCACACCUGCCCGCCUCCUGUCCCCCAAAAACAGUACUUCUGUCUUGUCAGGAUUCAACCUCGAUCUGUUAGCCGCCAUCCAUCCUCCAACCGCCUCCAGACACUCACACAGGACCUUCACCGCCUUCACUGGUUCUGAUUUAAAAUAGAGGUAGAGCUGGGUAUCAUCCGCAUACUGAUGAACACCCAGCCCAAACCUCCUGAUGAUCUCUCCCAGUGGCUGCAUGUAAAUGUUGAAAAGCAUGGGGGAGAGGACAGAACCCUGAGGCACCCCACAAGUGAGAGCCCAGGGGUCUGAACACUCAUCCCCCACCACUUUCUGAACACGGCCCAGGAGGAAGGAGCGGAACCACUGUAUGACAGUGCCCCCAGCUCCCAGCCCCUCAAGACGGUCCAGGAUGUUAUGGUCGAUGGUAUCAAACGCCGCUGAGAGAUCCAGCAGAACUAGGAAACUCUAUUUUUCUAUUUUUCUUGAAAAAUAGCACUGAUAAAUAAUAACAAUAAAUAAUACAGACUGCUUUUGUAACUUAUAGUAAAAGCUUCCUUGUGGGCUUCCACUUAGUAGGGGAAAAAACAUUAAAUUGCCUCUUGAAUUCCUGCAGGUUAGUUCCAAGGCAAAACCCAAUGCCCUUUUGAAUUGAAACCACCUAUUUCUUUGUUGAGCUGGUUGGAUGUUUGGUAUCUUUAUUGUAGUUUUUACACAUCUGACACCAUUUUCAGGGCUCAUUUCUCUCUCUCCUUUUGCUAGCUGGGUCCAAGGCAGGGAGCCCCAUAGAAGGAAGUUCCCAUAACUGAACAACUCUCACUUCUAGCUUGUGGCAGGAAAGAAUUCUGAGCAGGGCCUCUCCUGCUGCUCUUAAUAGCUGGACAGCUUUUCUCCUCAUUGUAGCACCAUAGAGGGAGAAGCUUCAUGGGCAAAAAUUCACCCUUCUACUCAUCUGUCUUAAUAAAGGAUGGGAGCCAUUUAAGGAACCUGGGAGCCCUAAAUCGGUUGGGGGCGCUAACCCCUGGACCCUCUGAUGUUGCUGAUGUACAGUUCCCAUCAUCCUUGACCACUGGCCAUGCUGGCUGAUGGGGGCUGUAGCCCAUUAGUAACCUCAAGUUACCACCCCAUCUCUACAACAUCCAAGCCUCCGAGGAGUAUUUUGAAAAAUGUUAUUUGCAUUAGCAUCUAUCGAGGGACCCUUCUUUGUAAAGAAAAAGGCAGGUAAAUAGAAAAUCUGCUCCUUUCUCCUCCUGUACAGACAGUCAUUUGGAAACUAUUCUUUGUAAUUGGAUUGUUUACACACCAUUUUUUUCUUCAGAGAUAAUUUGCAGCCAAACCUUGGGGAGUUGUCAUCAGGUGGUAACUCUUUUCUCUGGCAAAUGUGCUGGAGAGGAGGAGGGAAAAGAGAGAACACUUUAUUUAUCGCUAGCAGCCUCGUACCUGGUGUUGCUCAGGAAUUCUAAGAAACAAAAUCAGUUUUGAAAAGUACAGUCCGCAAUCUUACUUCGAAUGGCAUCUAGUUGUAUGCAAAGAUAGACAGGAAACAUUCAUCUCAGGAACCAUCAUGCAAAAUUUGGUUAUGGUAUCUUAAAGCUAAAGUUACCCCUGACCGUUAGUUCCAGUCAUGGAUGAUUUUGGGGUUGCGGCGCUCAUCUCGCUCUAUAUAGGCUGAGGGAGCCCGGCGUUUGUCCGCAGACAGCUUCUGGGUCAUGUGGCCAGCAUGACUAAGCCGCUUCUGGCAAACCAGAGCAGUUCAUGGAAAGGUGCCCAAGUGCAUGGUGGCAGCCCAGGAGGCGGCCUUUUUUAUAGCACUCCCUGAAUUUUGGAAUUGUCUCCCCACAGACGCAUACCCAGCUUCUUCACUAUAUGGAUUUUGACAAAUGUUGAAGACAUGCCUCUUUACCCUGGCCUUUGACACCUGAGAUGUGCGUUUUUAGGUCCCAUCCUAUUCCUCAAAAUGCAAUAUAACUAUUUUUAAUCCUGAAUUUUAAUUGUUGUAAUCUGCCCUGGUAUCUACUGGUGAUGGGUGAGUAAUAAUAAUAAUAUCAGUUGCAGUGGUAUAUUGCUGAGCUACAGUUUCCCCCCUAAAAUAACAGGAAGCUGUCUUUUAUCAAGUCAAACUGCUGGCCAUUCUAGCUCAGUAGUGACUGCACUGACUGGCAGCAGCUCUGCAGGGUCUGGCACAGGGGAUCUCUCCCAGGGUCACCUGAAAGUGUCAGGGACUGAACCUGGGACCUUCUGUGUGCAAAGCAAAUGCUCUACCAGUGAGCCAUUGUCAUUAGCAGCUAAGCAGAAGAUCUGAAUCCUGGCCAGAAUCAAGAGACUCUUCCCAUUGCUCCACACAGCCUCUCUUGCUGUGUAUGCGCUGCUGUUCUCUGCAGGCCACCUGGUGCAGAUUGGGGGCGGGUGCAGGCCCUCUCUUGCUAUCUCACAAAUGGAAUUAUCGCCUGUGUGUCAUCACUCAGCUCUCAUUUCGGGGGACAAGAGCGUCUGUGCCAAGAAACUUGGCAGGCUUUCAUUUUCAGGCGUUUUGUCUUUGUAAAUCUGGAGAGGCAUCUCAAAUGUGAUUAAAGUACCAAAGAGAACAUAAUUUGCAGAAGGUCAUCAGCCUGCUAAUUUGCUGGCAUGCCUGGCAGGGCAAAAGGAGGAGGAAAGGGGAUCCCAGCAUUUGAUCUGCCCUCAUCUUAGGACAUGUUACUCACACAAGCGAUGGGCAAAUCUUUCAGUUUCGGUUUUUCUCCCCCCCUCCCCCCAAUCUUCAGUUCUCCACGUUUACACAUCAGGUUGCAAAUUAUUAUUUUUUAAGUGGGUGUGAAAAUUCACCAGUGGUUUAGUUAGAAUUUUUCCUAGAAUACACAUGUUUGUGAAAACCAUGAUUUAGUUUUAGGUGCAAACCCUUCCCAGUGGUGCAGCAAUGGUUUGUUUUCUAACAACAAACCAUGGUUUGUAAGUCAUUGGCUUACAGACCAAAAUUCUGAAGGUAAGAGGUUGGGGAAAGAUAGCCUGUGCUGACAACAUUAAAGCCUCUGCUCUGGUGACUCUGCUGGGUGCCUUGUUUGGGUCCCAGAUAACCCGCUUGAGCUUCCACUGUCUGCCGCUGGCCUUGUGCUUAUUCCACCUUGUGGCACUAUUUCCUGUAAAAGAAAGGAAAAAAAUAGCUGAUAUAACCUUGCACCUUUUUAAAAGGGUGAAAUGCUAAGGCAGGGGUCCCCAAGAUGCAAUUGCCCCAGUGCUGAACUCAGCCCAACACUGCUCAAAUAGUAAAGACUUUGUGUUGACAUGGGAACGGUCCCCCCCAGCCACAACUGCCUCUCCCCAGAUAUGUCACCUCACUUGUUUGUGGCCCUGUGGUGCUCUUGUGGUACCUGUGGUUCGCUCACAGGAAACCCACAACCUUUUGGAAGAGAAAAAACACUGAUGUGUGAAAAGCCACAGAUUUCUAGGACUCACCAAGCACUUGAACUUCUUUGCAUAGGGGUUGUCUCCAGCUAAGUUCUUCUUAGACUCACUGAAAAUAAUGAACUUACCGGUAAGUUAAUCAUGCUUCCCAAGUUAACAAUGGGUUUGCUCGGAGUAAAGUUAUCAUUGGAUCAAGGAGAUGGAGUGACUGCCCUUUGAGGAAAGCUUGCAGUGUUUGGGAUAUCUUAGUUUACAGAAAAGGCAAGAAAGAGAUGACAUGAUAAAAGUCUCUCAUGGCACCAGAACUUGUGGACAUCUAAUGAAGCUGAAUGUUGGAAAGUACUUCUUCAUGCAGUGCAUAGUUAAACUGUGGAACUCACUCUCACAGGGGGCAAUGAUGGCCACCAACAUGAAAGGCUUUAGAAGAGGACUAGACUAGAGGAAAAGGCUAUCAGUAGCUAUUGCCCAUGAUGGCAAACCGGUUAUUGGAAACCACAGGAAGGGAGAGUGUUCUUGUGCUCAGGUGCUUCUUGCAAGUUUCCCACAGGCAACUAGUUGGCCAGGAUGCUGGGCUAGAUGGCCCAUAGCCCUGAUCCAGCAGGUUCUUCUUAUGUUCUGAGGGACAUUGUGUUAAUGUUUUGAUUUUGAAAAUCAAGUGUGUCUGAUCCAUUCAAAUAUACUAAUGUGAAAAAUGCUACAUCUAAAUUGUGCCUUGCUAGUGUGUUGUAAGGGUUUUUUUUUCCAAACUGUGCUCUGAGGAUCACCAGUGGUCCAUGAGCUUAAUUCAGGUGGUCCACAGCAUGCCUGUGAAGAUCAGGACCCACAGCUGUGAUGGACUGUGGCAGCAGAUGCUCCGGAACAGACUAGAAGUGGCAGGUGGGAGGAAGUGACUUGAAAGCAAUCAGAAAUGGAUUGCAAUGCAGUUUGAACUGUGGGAAUUAAAAUUGUGAUGCCAAAACCAUGCAGCAUCUAGAAUAGUGCAUUGCAAUUGCGACAACAGGCAAUUAAAUGACAUUAAGCGGUCUGCCUAUUGACCUGUAGCAAUUUUCAAGAGCUCCUUGGGAGCUGCUGCUGUAAACCAGAGACUGUUUUGCAGGAAAAGAAGUUCGCUUCUGCAAUUGGAGUAGGUUAUGUGAAUUGCAUGUAUUUGCACGAUGGCAUCUUAGUUUUGCAUCAUUUGUUCUGCUUCCAACUUUCAGGUUCAAGUAAUUUGAAAAAUUUUCAGCAAGGAAAAGUGUUGAUGAAGGAAUGCUACUUGCUGGAGACCACCGUUGGACAGAGUGCUUUUGUGCUCAAAUCCUGUGUGUGGGUUUCCCACUGGGGCGUCUUGUUGGUUCUCCUGUUGGAGAACAGGAUGCUGGACUGGACAGGCCAUUGGCUUGAUCCAGCAGGGCUCUACUUCUGUUCUUAAUUGAAGGCAGAAGGACGGAAAGUCUGCAUAGUCAUAAGGGAUAGGAACACAUGUUGUUUUUUCAAUGUCCACACAUUUAGCUAAUGAUAGGCAGCUCACCCCAUUUUUUGGCAGCAUUUACCCUCUCAGAUAAUCCUAUGUAGGGUGUUUCAUUUAAGAUCUGGUUGGUCAGGCGUGCUUUGAAAUGGGAGAGGGCCCUGAACGGGUGGGUCUAAUUUUAUCCUUUUGUCACUUAGCAAGCGUAUUAAAUUUAUUCUGUCAGGAGGGAUUGGACAAUUGGUUUUUAACAAAUGCACUUCCUCUAAUUGAGUCUAUUUUUAAUCUGCCCCUGUUUGGCCUUGUGGAGAUGGGUGGGUGUCUCCUGUUCAGGGCUGUUUCCUUAGUGCAUUUUUUCUUAUUGGGUGACACUUUUUAUUUCUAUAAAGAAAGAAACAAUCCCACACAACAAUGGCCUCUUUUCCUUCCCAAAUCCAGGAUCUGAACGGGCAACCCAAGGACCUCUGCCCGCGACUUUGCCAUCUCAAGAAAGGCCCCACUGGCUACGGGUUCAACCUCCACAGUGAGAAAGCCAGGCCCGGGCAGUUCAUUCGGUCAGUAGACCCGGAUUCACCAGCAUCCAAGGCAGGACUCCGACCGCAGGACAAACUCGUUGAGGUAACGGAUGACAGCUUGAAGGGAGGAGGACCUAGGAGCAGAAGCUCUUCUGCUCAGUCAGGCUCCAUCUGAACACUUCCACAGUAGCCCAUUGCCCUGGAAUUGUUCAUUCCCCUUUUUAUGCAGAGCCCACACUAUGACACUGUCAAAGACCUGCAUGUUGGUGUUUGAAUGCUGUCUGCAGUCAGUUUGUUGCAAGGUGCCUUCCUGCAGUGUGUCUCCAUGAAAGAAAACGUGCUUUUGAGCAUGUGCAGAGUAGCAUUCUCUCGUCACUGAGCAGCUGCUUCCAACAUCUGAGAUGCUCAGGCAGGGUUAAAUUCCAGGAAAAAAAUAGUUUAGAAACCCUGAACCCCCAUGUUUCAGAGAGAGAGAGAGAGAACAAUUGCUCCUCUCUGCAGUUGCCUCUGCUUGCCCUCUCUGCAGGAACACACCUGUUCUGCAGCGACAGAACUCUCUCGCUUUCUCUCCCCUGAAUCUUUAAUGCCUGCAGUGCAACAGUACAUGUGUGUGCGUGUGCACAUGAGAGGGAGGGGUACGUGAGAGGGAGGUAGGAGAGGCCACCUAGGAGGCAGGUGUGUUCAUGAAGACAGAUUUUGCUUCCAGCACUCAAUAUGUCACCGAUAGGUGGCUGAUUAUUAAUUUAGCACUCCCCUGGCACGUUUCCUGAAGUGCACAAAGAGGGGAGGAGGUGAACCUGCGGAAUUUGGAAACCCGAUCUAGGGCGGGCGCCCAGCUCUUAGGGGCUCCCAUAAAUGUUUGAUGCUCAGCAGCUCCUCUGUUUGGGCUGCGGUGCCUGCUCUUGUGAGGUGUGGGGAGGAACUGUUCAGCCUCUGCUUCACGUUUUUCUUGCCUCGUCUUCUUUCUCUUUGCACCUGUCUCCAGCUUUGAAGCAACUGCCAGGGCCCUGCCUGCAAGGGUGCAGGCUGCAGGUGGCAACAACAAGUGUUCAGAUGGAGACAGUGUCCCAGCCAGAAGCCCUUGGGAGGCUUUGAAGAGCUCUCCUUGGCUUCUGGCUCCCCUCCAGCUUCACCUUCCUGAAGCCAUUUGGGUGGUUGCUAGGAAAUGGAGGCCCUCAGAAGAGCCGAGGGUUUUGUAUUCCCGCACCAGAGUGCUGUCUGCUUCGCUGGGGGACUCGAAGCUUAUUUUUUUACGUACUUAAAGGUAAAGGUACCCCUGCCCGUACGGGCCAGUCAUGUCCGACUCUAGGGUUGUGCGCCCAUCUCGCUUAAGAGGCCGGGGGCCAGCGCUGUCCAGAGACACUUCCGGGUCACGCGGCUAGCGUGACGAAGCUGCUCUGGCAAGCCUGCACCAGCGCAGCACACGGAAACGCCGUUUACCUUCCCGCUAUAAAGCGGUACCUAUUUAUCUACUUGCACUUAGGGGUGCUUUCGAACUGCUAGGUGGGCAGGAGCUGGGACCGAACGACGGGAGCUCACCCCGCCGCGGGGAUUCGAACCGCCGACCAUGUGAUCGGCAAGUCCUAGGCACUGAGGUUUUACCCACAGUGCCACCCGCGUCCUAUUACGUACUUACUUACUACAUUUAAAUGUAAAUGUAUUUACGUACUUACUUACUACAUUUAAAUUUUGCCUUUUCUUCUGAGGAGCUGAAGGUGGUUUACAUGGUGCUUCCCUCGCCUCACUCCAUUUUAUCCUCACAACAACCUUGUGAGGUAAGCUAGGCUGACAGACAGUGACUGGCCACAGGUCAUAUGCUGUGAGUUUAGCAACUGUGGUCCAGGGUAUCUUCAGGCUUGCCUGAUUCCUUAGAUCCUUGCCCAAUCACUGAGAUCUUUCAGGGAGUCUCUGUUGGUGGUCACCCAUAGCUCAGGUGCAUCAGAAGCAUUCAGUGUAGUGGGACCAAGCCUGUGGAACUCCCUCCCACCUGAGGUUAGACAGGCCCCGUCCUUGCUGAACUUCAGGUGCAUGACAAAAACUGGCUUGUUCCAGCAGAUAUUUUAAAAUAGCGGUUGGUUUUAUGAUUAACUUUUAAUUGUUUUAUUCUCUGUAUGGUUUAUUUUUAUGGACUGCACCCACACCCCGAAAUGCUGGUGAUGGAGCAGUAGAGAAAUUACUUUAAAAACCCAAGCAACAACUUAACCACAGCUUUGGUUUGAUAGGUGAACUCAGCACCUUUGCGGGGCUAAGAGCAGCCAGGUCAGGGGUAUUUGGGGGGAAGUGUAAUCCAGAUGGGGAGCAUAUUCUGGAGCAGCCUCACCACUGCUUUUGGUCCAGGAUAAGUACUUAGCUAAGCACAUCACUACCUUGCCCAUGUAACUAGUUUGCUGACAUUUCCCCUCCAAAUCCCCAAAAUAAUAAUAAAAAGAAAACAGGCAAAGCAGAAAGCAGCAACACACCACAUGAUGAACUGAUUAAUUGCCUUCCAUUGUCAGGUGAUAAUUGGCGCCCGGGCAUGAACAAAAUGAUCCCCUUUGCUCCAUUAUCCUAGGCUAGCAACAAAAGGGCAGUGAUUGUUUGUCAAAGCCGUGAGAGCCACUGUGUGCAGUGAAUUUCCCCUUUGUCCUGGUUUAAAAUAGCAGAUCAUAGCAGAACCAUUCCCCUCUGGCUGCUGUUGGUUCCUUUGUUCUAAAAGGGACAAAACCUUUUAGCUCUUUAUAUCUAUGUAUUGGAGGGGGAGCAGUUUGUUACAAAAUCAAAUGCUAGAUUAAAACAAAAGAAGAGGCCGGCUGGAUCAGGCCAAGGGAGGUGCCAUCCAGUCCAGCAUCCUGCUCUCACAGGGGCCAACCAGAUACCCCAAAGAUCUCCAAUCUGUCUCCCAAGGCAGCCCCAUGUGAAAUGCAUUGUGGGAAUCCAUCCAUUCAUUCUCUCUCCCUACCUCUCUGGUUUUCUCUCCCUCAGGUCAACGGGAUCAACGUCGAGGGCCUGAAGCAUUCCGAGGUAGUGUCACAUAUCAAGUCCAAGGAGCAUGAAGCCACACUGCUAGUUGUGGACCCCGAAACAGACGAGUAUUUCAAGAAACUGGGCAUCACCCCUACAGAGGAGCACAUCGGAGGUAAAGCAUUUAUCCUAGAACCAGCUUUAGCAGAGGGGGCAGGGAUUGUGCAAGGGAGAUAGAUGUCCCUGUAUAGGCCCCAUCUGCACUAUAUGUUUAAAGCACAAUAAUACUACUUUAAACAGCCACAGCUCCCCCCCCCCCGGGAACUGUAGUUUGUUAUGGAUGCUGAAAUUUGUUAGGAGACCUCUGCUCUCCCAGAGCUAGCAUUGCCAGAGAACCUAACCAAUAAAAAAUACAGCAAAGGGAAUGAAAACAAAUGACACUUUUUCAGUAGAGUAAAAGGUAAAGGGACCCCUGACCAUUAGGUCCAGUAGUGGCCGACUCUGGGGUUGCGGCGCUCAUCUCGCUUUAUUGGCUGAGGGAGCCGGCGUACAGCUUCCGGGUCAUGUGGCCAGCAGGACUAAGCCGCUUCUGGCGAACCAGAGCAGCACACGGAUAACGCCAUUGAUGGUGACCUUCACUGACUUGGAGCGGUACUUAUUUUAUCGUACUUGCACUUUGACGUGCUUUCGAACUGCUAGGAUUGAACAGGAUCUAGUGGACUGAGCUAACAGGCAGCUCACUCCCGUCCGGACUGUGGAUUCGAGAGCCGCUGACCUUCUGGUCGGCAAGUCCUAGGCUCUGUGGUUUAGCCCACAGUGCCACCCACGUCCCUUCAGUAGAGUAGUACCCCUUUAUUAUGUACCCAGUAGCAGGGGAAAAGCUGACACCCACCACACAUUAUAUAAUUUUUUUGGCUCAUAUGAUUUUGUACUGUAACCAAUCUCACCACACGUCUGGAAGUAUAAUGCGGUGAGAUACAAAACAAUCUGUAGUUUCCAGAAUUCUUCCGGGGAAGCCAUGACUGUGUAAAGUGGCAGGUUAACUGCUUUAAAUGUAUAGUGCGGAUGUGGGAUACAUAGGUUCUCUUCUCCGCCACAAUUUCAUCUUCACAACAACCCUGCAAGGAAUGACUGGCCCAAGCUCUCCCAGUGAGCAAGAUGGCCAAGUGGGGAUUUAAACCUGCAGUCUCCCCCUAGCUUGAUGCUCCACAGCAAUUGUGAUGGCUGAGCCUGGUGGGAGUUGUAGUCUGAAACAUCUGGAAGGCACCCAGUUUGGAAAGCCUGCUCUUUAGUUAGUGUCAAAGCAUGUUCCUUGUCUGCAGUACCCGUUAACAACGAAACAUCUUGGAAUCAUCUUUCUCUGCUUGAAGUUUCUGCAGUCACUCUGAACAUUCCUCCAAUCUUGCCAAGGAAGAGAGUUGCUCUGGGCAUGUGCAGAGUUUCCCCCUUCACCACAGAAACUGCAACCAGGUUCCAUGCACUGGGGAUGAAGGGGAGAAGAGCUCUGCCAGGUUUCAGCUCCAGACACUUUCACAAACGAAGCACCAGCCACUGGCCUGGAUCCAAGUGGAGAGCAACAUUUUGCAAAACAGCCGUUUUUUAAAAAAACAACCUAGCAGUGGAUACCCCCCUCUACUGGCCUUGCAGUUUUUGAGUUUUGUAAGCUGUUGCUUAGCCAGAGUUGUCGAGGGGAGAGACCACUGGGUUCCACUAAGCAUCCAUAUCCCUGCUCUCCUUGCAACCCCCAAUCCUCCUUCCUUGGCUGGGUUGAAUGGAGAGCUGUGUGUGUUUUUAACACAGCUGUUUCUUAUCUAACUAAGCUGAGUUCUGCCUCCAGUGCUGGAUUGUCUUUUCCUGGCCUUCAGUGGAGAGAGGAAUCCAAAAGAACGACUUGGAACAAUUCAGAACUGGAGGGGGGCGGGCAGUGGAUGUAGAGAAAUGGUGUCAGAUGCUGAGAGCAGGAGCAAAAUAAGAGAUAGGGUCAGGGAGAAACUCUUUUUCUUUCUUGGCAUGGUGGAUAAUAAAGCCCCUGUUCUCCUCUUGAGGAGAUGCAGCUAGCAUGGUCACCCAGUCCCAGAAAGUAUGAAGGGUUUUGGGUUGUCUCUUGGAGUGCUGAGGCCUGUUUUCAAGCGAUAGCUGAGGAGGAGGAGGAGGAGGGCCAGACCAGCUGCUGCUGAGUUACAGGCAAAGGAGAGAAAGAGGGGGAAGUCUUGCAGGCGUGACGAGGCCUUUAGAGCCCACAUCCACAGGAUAUCAGUAGGGAUGCUUCUGUUUAUGCAAUCGUUGCUGCAUGUUGACUGUUACAGAUGGUCUGGUUCCUCCGUUUGCUCCUGAUGUUGUGGAAUAACUUUAUGGACUAAAUCUGGGACAGGAAGAGCCCACACAGCAUGUAGAGUGUUGGACCACAGUGGGACCUGGGUUCGGAUUCCUACUCAUCGUCAGAGCUUGUGUGGUGACUUUGGUCCUAAUUUACCCAAGAGCAUAAAAGCAGCCUUGCUGAAUCUGGCCAGUGGCCAACUUAGUCCAGCAUCCUAUUCUCAAACAGGGCCUGCAUGCAGUAUUUAUCUAUAUUUCUCUCUCUCUCUAUAUAUAUAUACAUAUAGAGAGAUACAUAUCUCCUAACAUUCAAAGUGGUUUACAAGGGAGACAAAACAAUAUUAUCAAUGAGAAUAUUAACAACAAUAAUUUAAGACUUUCAAAAAUUUAAAAUAACAAUACACUAUAUGGGUAGGCUUGUCUAAACAAAAAUGUUUUUAGUGGGCACUGAAAAGAGUACAGUGAAGGUGCCUGCCUGAUAUCAAUAAGCAGGGAGUUACAAAGUGUAGAAGCUGCCGCACUAAAAGGUUUCUUCCAGAUGUUGAAUGGGUAUUAUGCAGCACCUGUAAAAGUGCCAGUUCCAAAGAUCUGACCUGAUAAAAUAACAUUUAUGCCUGAAGAUAUUCCUGAAAUAUAUCUGAAAGAAUACCUGAUAGGAUGGUAUUAUUAUUAUUAUUAUUAUUAUUAUUAUUAUUAUUAUUAUCAUCUACAUCAUCAUCAUCGGUCAAGAUAUAAGUCAGUGAAAACAUAAUAACAAUAAGAAAGGAAAAGAAAUGUUAGCAAUGCGUAUGCACAAAAAAGGAGAAUAGGCAUAGCGAAUGUAAUGCUAUGUGUCUAAACAGAGUUAAUGUGCCUACUUUAAUGAUCUACAACGUUCUUAAGAGUGUGCAUAGUUUUAUAUUUUCCUGUCAAUACAUUAUGAAAAUGCUCCAUUUUCUGCCGAAAGAUUAUGAAGUUGCCUUCCUCCACUUAAUUUUGUGGGGGAAAUUAAAGGGACUUUAUAAGGAUGCCCCCCUGAGCCCACUAGAGCAGUGGUGGGGAACAUCCAUCUUACGGGUGCCUCUAUACCUGAUAUCAUAUGGCAAAAAUGCAACUCUCUGCUAAAAGUGGAGUUGCCUUGACAAGUGUUGCCAUGGUCCCUGGCACUUGCAAAGGCACAGGGUUUUGCAAGACCUGGCAGUCAGCUGAGCCAUGGUGCCUGCAAAGCACUGUGCCUAAACAAAAAUGUUUUAAGCAGGUGCCAGAAAGAAUACAGUGAAGGCGCCUGCCUGAUGUCAGUAGGCAGAAGCUCCAAAGUGCAGCAUUCAUGCAAUCAAAGUCACAGCUGGUUUGGCCCUCAGAAGGACAUAGGAACAACCCUCACCUUCAAAUGUUUGGUGGGGCUUCAUAGGGAGCCUCUUUUUUCUUUUGUAUGUUUAAUAGAUUAUUGUAUUUUAAUGUUCUGUUGGAAGCCGCCCAGAGUGGCUGGGGAAGCCUAGCCAGAUGGGCGGGGUAUAAAUAAUAAAUUAUUAUUAUUAUUAUAAGGUGUCUGUGUUAGUAGAACUUUGAAUUUCUGAAACCAAAAUGUUUGACACAGGGAUAGUUCUGUGGUUCUUUUGUUUUUUGGCAUGUUAUCAGGACGUUUGUUGAGUUUCCAUGACUGUAUUCAACUGGGGUUCUUUCUCCUUUGCCUUCAGGUGGACUUCCUCAGCCCAUGACCAAUGGGUCAGCACAAACGCAGGUGAGUGAUGGGUACGGAUGGGUGAAUCUGUCUCUGUCUCUCUUGGUUUCUUAUUUUUCCAUUCUUAAGUUCAGUUCUCCAUAUCAUUGGGCAUUCCCCCACCCCCAAAGUCCUCAUGAAAAUAUCCACAUUUUAGUGCAUCCCCCCCCCGAUAUACACAUUAUUGUAUGCAGUUUUGCCCAAUAUACACAUCCUUUUGCAAAACAAUUUCCUGUAAUAAGAAGCAUUUUGAUGCAUACCUGACUCUAGUAUAUUCAUUUUUGUACACAUUCCCUGUCUGGAGAACUGCACAGCAAAAUUGGGAGGACUGCGGAUUUUGAAAGAUGACUGUGUUUUGAGUUCCAGUUUGGUUUGCCUUGAAAUGUAGACUGAAUCAACUUCCACCCCUACCCUGUUACCUGUUCAGAAUGUACAGCAGAGCUGAGUGCAGCUUUCUUCAGCCUGAUGCCGUGCAGGUGUGUUGGACUACAACUCCCAUCAGCCCCAGCCAGCAUGGUGCCCGUGUCCUUGGCCCAUGGUGGCUGGGGCUGAUGGGAGUUGUAGUCCAACACACCUGCACGGCACAAGGCUGGGGAAUUCUAGUUUUCUUCCAGGUAUUCACCUUGAGUCACAAAUUUAAGAUGUGACACAUAGGACAUGUCCAUUUCGGAUCAGCGAGAUCCCUGGCCAUCUUCCUUCACUCUCCUCUGUGGCUUCAGCAACCUUUGGCCCAACUUAUUUAGAUCUGUCUUCCCGCAGUGCUAGGAAAUGAGAUGGAUCACAUGAGAUCGAAGGGCUGCAGCCUAUAAUCAGAAAUCCUUAUCAAACUGACCCAACACAAUAUGCUGCCUUUUCUUAAAAACUUCCGUGACUUGUUCUCUGCCUGGAAAUUUAUUGUGAGCCAUCCAGGGGAAAGAUUGCAAUGGAGAUUGUGUGGGUUGACCCACCUUCCUGUUCUUCUUUAUGGCCCAUGUUUCCCCAAGUGGCACCACCACGCUCACCAUGCUGGCACAAAACCUCAAGGCACUGUCCUACAGCUGUCCAAAUCGUGUUCUUAACCCCUCCAAUUCCACUUUUCUUGUAAUAAACACACACCCUCUUUCCAUUCCCGACAGCUGAAUGGGGGAUCCAUGUCCUCGUCCCACAGCGAUUGCCAAAGUCCUGAGAAGGAGUCUGAGGUAAACAAAGUCAUCCCAUUUCUUGACCUGCCCAAACACUGCACAGGAAACCUCGUAUAUAUUCUUUCUUGCAUUGCCAAGGAAAUCUCCUGGACCUGCAUCCUUCCAGGGGUCCCCCUCUGGAUCCUGCCCCUUCUUCCUCCUCCUCCUGCCUCUGCCAAGUUCUUCCUCUCCCUCCUUCUCAGUGUCUCUGCGGCAUCCAUCCAUCUUCUCUUUUCUCCUGCUUCUAAUAUGGAACAGGCUUUUGUCUUCUGCUCAUCUGCACUGGGACAUUUUCCUGCUUUCUGGCCUUCCACCUCUUGCAAAUCCCAGGGCCAUUUCUGCACCGACUACCUCCUGCUUCCUGCACAACUUUUCCAAGCUUGUCACCCUUCAUGUGGUUUUAGGAUCAGUGAGUGGUGCCCCUCUCAGUAGUUCUGCCACCCUUAGAUGUUUGGCGUUGUAGUGGCCUGGGGGAGGGCAUUCCCCUUGGCAGCCCCAAAAUUGUGGAAUUCCCUCCCCACAGAGGUGCACCUGAAACCUUCAUAGUGCUGCUUCUUGACCCUGGCUUCUUGGACACCUGAGAUGUAUAUUUUUUAGGACCCACCCUGUUUUUGUGACUGCAGAUCAUUUUAACUGAUUCUAAUAUUGUUUUAGGGACGCGGGUGGUGCUGUGGGUUAAACCACAGAGCCUAGGAUUUGCCGAUCAGAAGGUUGGCGGUUUGAAUCCCUGCGACGGGGUGAGCUCCCGUUUCUUGGUCCCAGCUCCUGCCAACCUAGCAGUUCGAAAGCACAGCAAAGUGCAAGUAGAUAAAUAGGUACCAUUCUGGCAGGAAGGUAAACGGCGUUUCCGUGCGCUGCUCUGGUUCGCCAGAAGCAGCUUAGUCAUGCUGGCCACAGGACCCGGAAGCUGUACGCCGGCUCCCUCGGCCAAUAAAGCGAGAUGAGCGCCGCAACCCCAGAGUCAGUCACGACUGGACCUAAUGGUCAGGGGUCCCUUUACCUUUACCUAAUAUUGUUUUGGGGGACUGUUAAGUCUAGAGAAAAGGCGAGCAAGGGAUGACGUGAUGGAAAUUUAUAAAAAUUAUCUGUGGCAUGGAGAAAGUGGAUAGAGAAAAGCUGCUCUUCCUCUCUCAUAGCACUAGAACCCAUAGCCAUCCAAUGAAGCUGAAUGCUGAAAGAAUCAGGACAGAUAAAACUCCUUCUUCAUGCAGCGCAUAGUUAAGCUAUGGAACUCCCUCAAGAGGUAGCAAUGGCCACCAACCUUGCUUCAAAAGUGGAUUGGACAAAUUUACGGGGGGAAAAGGCUAUCAAUGACUACUAGCCACAGUGGCUAUUAGCCUGAUCCAGCAGAGCUCUUCUUAAAUCCUUCUUUUUCUAUUGUUAUAACCUGCCCUGGGACCUUAUGGCAAUGGGCAUGUCAUAAAAAAAUAGUAAUAAUUGUAACAACGUGGAUAGGAAAUGUAGUUGUUGUUGACGCUGCUGCUGCCAUGUAAGGCUUUCCACUCCAAAAUUUAGCUUCCCUGCUCCCUCCUUCCAAACAAGCAAGUUUCUGUGUGUGUGUUUUUGUCAGCUGUUAAACAUCUGCCAUGUUCCACCACAGAGGUGGCCAGAGUCAAACUGUCUUCUCUUAUUUCUCCUUCCGGGGACCCCUCAGGAUGAAAGAAGGAAGAGAACAAUAGAAGCCACUAGGAAUAUGUUGAUGUAGAGGGAAUAUGAACUAUUUCUGGCAAAAAAAAAAAAGCCAGCAGAUUCCUGCUCCCAAACCCCUAUCCUUUUUUUUUUUAAAAAAAAGCUUAAUUGCAUUCAAAUGCGAAGGGAAAUACUUGAAUGCAAUGCAGCUUAUUUAUUUCCUCACGCUCUGCCACCACUGCAGCCCUGUUUCUUUAAGAGAGAAAUAUGCAGGCCUUGAUUAGAGGAGAGUUUUGUGAAGACCACAGAGAGGCUUGAAUUACGGGGGAUCCGAUCCCUGUUCCUUCAGAGGAGCAACUGGCCUCACUGUUCACUGGAGUCCAAAAACUCUGCAUUCUUUCCAUGCCGGGUUAGUGGUGAGGGAGAGGAAUUAUUCACUAGUUUCAUCCAGCUUUUGCCAGUGCUGGCUGAUGUCCUGCUUUCUUACAGGCUUCAUCAGCUUGUUUCCGCUGAGGGCCUUUCUUGGUUUUAUCGCCUUGGGUCCCGAUCCUGCCAUGGGCUUGUGGUUUUGAAUAGACAUAGGAGGAGAACCCUAAGUGGCACAAAAUUGUCCCAGAGGUCCACUGUGAUAGGGGAGUGGGGCCAGUGUUAGAAACUCAAGAUAUGUAAGCUAGGCACCAAAUGGCACCUGAAGCUUAGGCUAUGUCUGUUCGCCAGGGAAUUGGACUUGAUGACCCUUGGGGUUCCUUCCAGCACUACAAUUCUAUUAUUUUAUUAUCUCAGCUACAUUGCUUGACUGUAGCUUGCUCUUACAACAAUUCACUUAUCCCGGGAGGCAAGAAGGAGAAACAUAAACACUGGAAAUGGAAAUGGAAUCAACUGAGUCAGCUGGCUUGAUGGAGAUGUCAGUCGCCCAGAAAUCUCCACGUAGUCGCAACUGGACCUGCACCAGGAGCAAAAUGUACCUGGUGCCCAGGAAAUUUCAAACACUGGGGACAAUGACCUACCACCGCUCCCAAGCGGAUUUGGGUACCACAUCCCAAUGCUUUCUGAUGCUGCUCAUCCACAUCCCCUUGCUCCCUGGGUUGGAGGUUGGAUCCUGCCCGAAGGUGUCCAGUUGCUGACUGCUGGUUCGUUUAAUUGCCACUGUAAAGCAGGUGACAUCCCUUUCUCAGGCCAGGCAUAGCACAUGAGAACUUCUCUGGAUACAAAGCACAUGCCCUUCCAUUAAGCUGGAGGCCCAUCCCUCCUGCACUCUGCUGGUGAUGCAUGAUGACGUUUGGGCUGCAGAGUUGGGUCUGUGGUGGGUUGACAUGGGGCCAGAUGGGUUGGUACUUGCUGAUGUUGCAAGAACUUGGGUGCUAUGAAGAGUAAGCGCAGCUCUUCGGAAUCAGAAUUAGGAACAUAGGAAGCUGCCUUAUAUUGAUUCAGGCCAUUGGUAUGUCUAGCUUAACAUUGUUCACACAGACUUGCGGGGUCUCCCAACCCUGCCUGAAAGAGACCGGGGAUUGAACCCGAGGCCUUCUACAUGCAGAGCAGAGGUCCUGCUACUCAGCUACAUCCAUUGGUCCAUCUUUCUCAGUAUGGUCUGCAUUGAUUGGCUACGGCUCUCUAGGGUUUCAGACCAAGGUCUUUCCUAACCCUGCCAUUGGAGGGUUGAACCUGGGACCUUCUGCAUGCAAAGCAGAUACUCUGCCCCCGAGUUACAGUUCUUCUCAGUUGCUGCUUCCUCUCCUAAGAGCAGAGGCUGAGUUUUGCCCUGUCAAAGGCUCCAAGAGACCCAGUCUGCAUCCUGUGAUGACUCUUUAGUUUUUUUGCUGCCUCCUGUCAGCUCUACCUGCAAGGUUCUCGUAGCCUCUCCAAACCCUGCAAAAUGCUUUUGAAAAGGGAUGACAGGUUGAAGUGGGGGGAAACCCGCCCCCCCGCAAUAAAUGCCGCUCAGGAGCCCCCACCAUACCCCUCUAUCCCACCAGUCCUUUCCCUUCUUUUGAAUCCCAUUCUUUUCUCUUUCUUUUUUUUAAAAAUCCCGCUAGGUGGGAGAGCCUGGGAAGAAGGAUCCGUUUGAGGAGAGCGGCUUGAACCUGAGUCCCACGGCAGCGGAGGCCAAAGAGAAAGUGCGGGCCAAGCGGGUGAACAAAAGGGCCCCCCAGAUGGACUGGAACAAGAAGCGGGAGAUCUUCAGCAACUUCUGAGCCGGCCGGGGAGCUCCUCUCGACUCCUGUUGCGGCUCCCCCCACCCCGGCCUGGAGACAUUUGCAAAUGAGCACGGGGAUGGCGACGGCCGCGCUGUGCCUCCAACGGGCACCGCUCCAAGGCGUGCCAGGCUCUGCUUUUUACCAUAGGUUUGUGUUGCUUUGUACAAAGCACAUUCCCUCCUUCCCCCCUGCCCCCAGCCUCUUUUAUUGUACAAAAGUGGUCAGAGAGAGAGAGAGAGAGAGAGAGAGAGAGAGAGAGAUUGAAACUGCAGGACUCAAACACACAAAACAGGCAACUGUGAAACUGCCACAGUAGCAAGCAGGAAAAGCAAGCGGCAAUUUUCCUUUCCUUUUUGAAUCGCUUAACCUGCAAUAUUUAGAAUGUAUUAUUUAUAGGAUCAUUUUUAUAUCAUUAAUUGUUUGAGCUUCUUCUGCCUCUUCUUGUAGCGAUGUCAAUAUUUUUUUUUAUAAUGUCCCAACCAGAACUUGUUAACCAGAGCCUUUCCACUUAACUGGAUGCUGCGGUCUGCACUGAUUAGCAGCAGCUGUUGCCAACCUGGUGCCCUCCAGAUGUUCCAGAUACUGCCCACUCCUUGCAGCAGCCCUUGGUUUCGGGCAGGAGGGGGCAUCAGGUUGGCAGAGACUGCUGGGUUUCCAUGUUGGCAUCCUCACAAACGUGGUUGCCUGACCAUUUCGUGAUUGUGCGAGUUUUCUCUGUGGCUUUAAAUUUGGACUUUUUAUUUUUUAAAGGAGGGAAAUUUUUUCCGCCCCUCCAUCUGUUCGUAGUUAGUGCUUGAAACGCCCUGACCCUUUAAGCCUCAGGCACAGCAAGCCCCCUUUUCUUUGCAAAUUGUUUUUGCCUUGUUACCACUUUUCAGAACAACUGCGCUUUUGGAAAAGCCCCUUCACCACUUUUCAGAACGACCGUGCUUUUUGAAAAGUCCCUUCCCUACCAAUCAUGGCAAAAGACCACAAUUAUUUGGUGCACUCAGGUGCAGAAAUGCAUGCCGUCCCUUGCCAACCCCCUGGGGCCAGGGUAGGGUGGGAAGCAAGUGCCCCCCCCCUUCUAAAUCCUGACAUUUAUAAGGAACACUGAUCUGAAUUGGCUGUAGCCAGAAGCUGGAAAUAACACUUUUUAGCGAGACUCGGGAGAAGGACAGGAAGACAAUUGUAUGCAUGAAAUACUAACAUUCCUGGGAGCGGUUCCUCUGGGAGACGGUGUCCUGCUGGCAAACGGACCGGCGUCUCGAGAUUUAAACAGAAGCUCCCCCCUUUUUGUGCAAGAUCAUUUAACCUCCAACCGCACAACUAUUUCCACUUCCAGGCCUUUUGAAAACAUGCACCCCAUUUCAACAUUGCUGAUGUUUCAGUGGCUGCACCUUUAACCAACCUUCCUUUCAGUUUAGCAGCAGUAAGGUACCUGCAGGUAUCAGCUGUUCUAAGGAAAGGCUGUAGUGGAUGGUCUCCCCUUUAACCCUACUAACCCUUUGCACAGGCAGUGGGAGAUGAUGGACAGAGUGGUCCCCAAAGCCUUUUUCAGGCCGAGGGCCAGAUUCCUUUGUGGGUGAUCUUCUGGGGGCUGCAUACCAGUGGCAGGAGAAACCAGAAGCAAAGGUGGUGGAGCUCACAGGGCUUUCCCCCCCACCUGCAAUGGUCUGAGGUUCUACACCAACCGUCAACCUUCUCCAACCAUGGAAUCCUAAAGGUUUCAUUACAGUCCAAGAACAUUUCCCUGUCAGGGAUAAAGGACAUGAUGAAAGCACCAAGCAGGCCUUGGUUUGAGAAGGGGAAGUGGCCUAGGAAGCAUCCUGAGGGCCAGAUGGAGAGGCCUGAAGAGCCGCAUUUGGUCAUUAGGCCUGAGGCACCCCCUCCCUACAGCCAAAGUCAAAUCUCAUGCUUUAACCAUGACGCGUAAAGCUGAAUUUAACAAGCCCUGAAUGUGUUUUAGCUUCUGCAAUGUUCUUUCUGAAGGAAUGGCUCAGAAGCACAGAAUGUGUCUCUUUUUUGAGACUGCAACACAUCCACAUCUACUGAACAUCUGACCUGCUCAUUACCAGCAUUAGGCCCUCUACGUUACUUCCCCCACCCCCCAAAUAGAAAGAAGAAUUGUUAUUAAAGGCAAGGAGGCAUGGUAGAGGUUGGAUUGCCAUCUUUGAGGGAUUCUUUAGCUGUGAUUCUUUUUUUUUUUUAAAUAAUUUUUAUUAACAGACCAAUCAAAUCAAAUCACAUAAAUUCCAAAUUUCUUUAGCUGUGAUUCUUGCACUGCAAGGGGUUGGACCAUAUGACUCUCGGGACCCUUCCAACUGUACAAUUAUAUGAUUCUGUUAUUCCCUAGAUCAGUGGUAUCCAAACUUUUUUCAAAGAGGGCCAGAUUUGAUGAAGUGAACGGCCGUGAGGGCCAACCAAAGUUGUUAACCUUUUUUUAGGAUUGAAGUGGUUGAGCUUUGUUUAGGAUUGAAGUUGUUGAGGUUUCUUAGGAUUUUACCCUAGGAAAUAAACUGCCACAGGGGCUGGAUUAAACUGACUGGAGGGCCGGAUUAGGCCCCCAAAACGGACUUUGGACAUGCCUGCCCCAGAUAGAUCUUGAUGUUGUUAUAAGAGGACAAGAGUUGGGAGACGGAUUGACCCAAGGGGCCCAGGUCACUGGGAAGUUUCCAAGGAAGUUCUUACCCCUCCCUGUGUUAAUUCAUGGGAGGGAGUAUACUGUUUGGUGUGUUGUUUUUUUCUGUGGUAGGCACUGAAAUGUCUUGAAUCCAGGCCUGAGUGAAAAGUGGAUAAUUCUGGGGUAUUGCUCCUACUUACUAACUGAAUUUGAUCCUUCUCAAUGAGUGAUGUAUGUGAACUGUGUGGGCCACUUAAAAGUAAAGCACACACUACUGUGGAACCCCUACACUAGGCUCCUCUGUUCUUGAAGAGAUCCCUUUGCUAAUCUGGUGCCCUCUAGCUGUUUUGAACCACAGCUCUCAUCAGCCUCAGCAGGCACAUCCAUGGUUUGGGCUGAUGGGACUUGUAGUUCGAACAUCUGGAGGGCACACAGUUGGCAAAGGCUGCUUGAGAGUGAUCACAUUGCAGCAGCAACUCAGAAAUUGUUAUCCAAACUCUUCUCCUGAUUCUGCUAAGUGAGAGAGGAGUAAAAAAAAUUGGAAGCUAGCUAAUGAUUUUAUAACACUGUUAAUCUGGUAAGGGGAGGCAGGUAGGAAGAGUUUUUUCUUCCAGCCUUCUUUAGUGAGACAUCACAACCUUUCACACCCUUUUCUUCUUUACAACCACUUCCACAACAAGUAUUAAAAAGCAAGCUGGAGGGAUGCAGUUUCUCUUUCAUAAAAAGAGGUAUGUAUGACUAAGCAAUUGCUUUUAAUUAGGGCACAAAUGUACAAUCUAUGUAAGUAUUCAAGAAGUGGGGGGGGGGGGGCGACGACGACACAUUUUGUCUUCAGGGAUUCUUCAGCUGUGAUUCCUGCAUUGCAGGGGGUUGAAUGAUCCUUUGGGCCUCUUCCAACUCUUACAGUCCUAUGAUUCUACAAUACCCUGCAAGAUGACCAAGUGCCCUUUGAUAUAAAUAUACUCUGGGGGCUUUGUGUAUGUUUUGCAAAUAACUAAGCUGAAUAAGGUGCCUUAGAUUAUUCUCCUGUCCUUUGGGGAAAUUUACCAAGCCUUGGUAAAUGGUACCAUUCUCUUGUUAUGUUUUGGUUUUCAGGAAGAACCUUGUAUACAGUUUCAUUACAGGAGGCUUUGAGAGAAAUGCGAGGUGGAGUAUUGGUGUCCAUGAUGGACAGCCCUGUACUCAUAGUCUGCCCCAGGAGUAGCCAAAGCAGUGUUCUCUAGGUGUUGCUGGACUCCAUCUCCCAUCAUCUCUCACCAUUGGUUGUGUUGGCUGGGGCUUAUGGGAGUUGCGGUCCACAACAUUUGGAGAGCACCACGUUGGAUACCCUUUGUCCACACCAGCUUUUACCAAUCUGAUGGUCUCCAGCUAUUUUGGACUACAAUUCCUAGCAGCCCCAGAGCACCAAGUUGGGGGCAGCUGGUCUGGAUGCCUAAGAAACGUGUCCUAAUUCUGCACCUGAGUUAAUCUAAUUGAAUGCCACAUUUUGACUGAUUUUGCAUAGUCUGCCUGGCUAUCAUAGGGACACCAUUCUAGUCCUCACCUCUGUCCCCUCAGAUGCCUGCCCUCUCUGUCUUCUGAGGUAGCACCAGGCAUCACCCACCACUUUUGAAUUUUAUCUUAGUAAGCAUGAGAACUACAAAGCGGUCUUUUUGCAAACAACAACCCCCCCCUCCAAUAUUUCAGAUUGAUUCCAUAGAUGUUCAGUGAUUAUAAGCUCAGCAGGCAAGAAGGGUUUGGCUAUAAAUCAUUGUGCUCUUCACUUUAUGAUGAUGAUGAUUAUGAGGAUGAUUUUUAUUUUAAAAACAGGGUUUCUAGCCCACAUGGAAUCUGGGGAAAUGUCAGGAAUUCUUUCCCCCUUUGAGACUCAUUCUUUGCCAAGCUUGACCAAAACAUUCCAAUUUGUUUUUAAAAACCUGCACCAUUGAAGACUGUGAAGCUAUGUAAAAAUAAAUAUAUGUAAAUAUGACUAAUUUGCACAAUUCAGUCUGCAGGCAUGGGAUUUUACCACACUCCCAAACCAUUUAUUAUUGGAGAACAGCUGUACUUGCUGACUCCCAGUCCAGCCCCAGUUAUGCUCAGUUAGUCCCAUAGAUGCCCAUUAGUAUUGAACGGGGGCUUCCUGCUGAUGCCACAGGAAGGGUGUGCAUUAUGGGGCAAAUGCAAAUAAGAGUGCAUGUAGAUCUUCCUUCCCAAGACUGGUGCCCAGAUGUUUGGAAUACAUAUCCCAUCACCCCUGACCUUUGGCCAUGCUGGCUGAUACUGAUGGGAGUUGUAGUCCAACAACAACUGGAGGGCCCCAGGUUGAGUAAGCCUGCCAUAAAUCUCUCUUGAUGACUCGGGGCCACUGAUUCUAGGAGGAUAAUGAAAUGUUUGUGAAUGAAGAAUGCUCUGCUGAGUCUUCUUUAUUUUUUUUAACAAAGAAAACACUUAUUGAGUGAGACUGGUAGUAAUUCAGGUAUAUGCUAAUACCUGCUGAUAAGGUUGCUUGAAACUUGAUUUUGAGAACGGCCGGUGUGAGAUUUAUAAAGGCUUUUUUGGGGGGGGCUGCUUUGAUUCCUUAAAUGAUUGGAGGGCGCUUGUUUUUCAAAUUAGGCUAAAAUUUUUACCUCCAAAAGAAUUGCCCCUAAUUCAUUAUUAGCAAAGGUGUUGAUGCACCACAGGUGUGUGUGGGGUGCUGCUGCUGCUGCAGUUCCCACCAGCCUUGGGCUGAUGGGAGGUGGAGUCCAGCAACAUUUGGAAGACCACAGGUUCUCCACCCCUCUGAUGCAUGGAAAGAACAGGUUUACAUCUGGUCAGUGGAAGAUGAAACAGGAUAGGCCUUUUGAAAAAUGCCUGGAUAACACCUUGGGCUCCAUGAUCGAAGAAAGGUGAAAUAUAAUAGUAAGGAAAUGAAUGAAUGCAGGACUGGUUUGAACAAGGAUUUCUAAAGUCAUUCUUUAAGGAUAGGAGAGGUGUGACAGAAGCACAAAUUUGAGGGUUGUGGUACAAUUGAAAUCUCCUAUACAAAUCUGUACCUAUAGAGGUAUCUUUCCCCCUACCCCUUCCAAGAAAGUAAACAUCCCACUCUCUAUUCCGUGGAUUGACUCAUGACGAUUUAAAAGCACGCCUGGCUCUCUUUUCUCUGCCAUCCUAUAUGCUCUGCAGCACUUAACUCCGUUUCUGCACAUCUAACCUAGACAUUCACUAAAAAGUUAUAAGAAGAGCUGUUAACUGCAUUGUGUAAAAAAAUGUAUACUAAAAUGUCAAUAAUAAAACUGGUUUCCCAUGUACAGCGAGUUUUAUGAUGUUGGUGUCCAAAUUAUUAUUUCCUUAUGGUAUCCCUCGCUUCCUCCCAUCCAGCUUUUGUGUCUGUUUCCUGGCUGUGCCAGAUUGCCUCACUUCUAGGUGCAUUUAAAUUAUCUGGGAAACGUAUUCCAGCCCCUCAAGGAAGGUUUGAAGCAGGGCCAAUGAGGGGGUAUGGCAUAGGGAGAGUCCCAGAGGACAGAAGGAAAGGCCUGGAGGGCUGCUUUCAGAUCCUGGGCCCACGUUCCCCACUCUGGAUUAAGCCCCCUCUUCUGGGAAACCUGAGCACCAAACAGAGACUGUUAAACAAAACUAUUCUUAUUACAAACAAAACUGUUUAUUAUAUAAAAAUAAGAAUUACUCUUUAGGUAGAUGCAGUUCUCAGCAUUUGGCUUAUGUGACAGGCUAAGCAAAGCUCAAGGCUUACAAUGUAUUCCAAAUGCCCCUUUUGCUUGGGACAUCUCAAAGGCUUCGUUCUCACAUAGGAGAACUCUUACCCAACCUGGUGUCUUCCAGAUGUUUUGGACUGCAUUUUAUGGCUGCGCUGUCUGGGGCUGAUGGGAGUUGUAGUUCAAAACAUCAGGAGGGCGAUAGAUUGGGAGGAAAGCUGAUCUAAAAUCUGCAAGCCCUGGAGCCCAUCAGACACAACUGGGGUGGGAAGAAUUUUUUCUGUCUCAUCUGUUUUUAAACUUCCAACUCUCCCUACCUUGGCAACAGGCUAAUUCCUCCAUGACGCUGGGACAGGCCUGAAUGACAUCAUCCAGUGGAGCUGGAUAACUCCUUUUGCCUGGUAACUAGCUUAUUAGCAUUUAAAUUGGAAAUUCUUCAAGGGCAAAGGCAGCUGACAGAAUCCACAAACACUUCUUAGGAAGGUCUGGUCUGGGAAGAAAAUAUGACCGGCCUCCUUCACAGUGUGUGUGGAGGCAGGGAGAGGCAUAAUGACAAGGAAAUACAACACACCCUGAGGGCUGGUUGCCCUUCAGGCAGAGGCUCUCAAAGUGGGAGCCUUGCCCUUUCAAAACAAAGGCCAGAGGAUGUCAUGUGAGCUGAACCUUAGAAAUUCUGGUCAGACAUAUAUAGCUUAUGACAAAGAGAUCUCCAGACAUAUCAAAACAUGUGGACCUUCCAUUGACAGGACACAACCUGAACUUUCUGCUUGUUUUCAUUUUCACCCUAAAGAAAGUUUCACCCAUUUUCAGCCUGCCUCCCCCCAUCUCCUCUUUCUAGCCACAGGAAUCCAACAAAAUCUUCAUUUAAAAGAUACUGGGGGCUGGACUAUACUUUUGAAGUAGACUCUCAUCAUUUUAAAUACUCAUGGCUUUGCCCAAAGAACCAUGGGAGCUGUAGUUUGUUAAGGGUGCUGGGAGUUACUGGGAGACCCCCUAUUCCCUUCCAGCUUCAAUUCCCAAAGUACUUUCAACCCCUCUUCCCCAGGAACUCUGGGAACUGUAGCUCCGUGAGGGGGAAAGGGGCUGGCAGGGGGACCAUGACUGUUUAAAGUAGCAUGUCACUGCUUUAAAUGUAUGGUGCUGAUGGGGCCUGAGCUAGCUGAACUGAGAUAUGUCAAGAUGUACACGUGCAACUGAUUUCAGUGGGACUCGAGUCCAGCUAACUUAGUCUGGAAUCUAGCCCCAAUACGUUGCACUUAUUUAACUACUCUCUGUGUGGCUUCAUACUUGGGUUAAGAGGAGUCCUUUCAGGGCAGCCUGGGACACCACACUUAAGUCAACUCUGUGGUCCUUUUAUGAGGAACAAUGCUAUUUGGACCCCUCUCACCUGUGCAUGGCUUGGAGACCAGGAACCAAGUCAUUGCUGUAGUGCCACCAGAUUUCAGGGUGAAAAUCCCUCUUGCUCAAGCCACUGGCAGGUCAGCUACAGCAUCAUCAGUCCAUUGGUGGGCCCCCAAGUCCCAGUCCCCCAGUAUGGUGGCCUGUUCCAGUAAGUGUUGCAUCUCUCAGCGCUUCCUCGAAGCCGGACAGAUGUCCCUGUUGAGGCAUUCACUGCAGCGUGGAUUUACAGGUAAGCAGACUUGCUGCCCAAACCCAACAAGAAGCCAGUUUAUCUCACUCCAGAGAUCUCUAGGAGGAGAAGGAAGGGAAAUGUUCAUUAAUCAUUAUUAUUAAUUUGAUUAAUCACCCACCCUUCACCCUAAGGAUACAGGAGUUGUAGUUCAGAAAGAUUUGAAGGGUCAUUGGUUAGCUGCCCCUGGAGCUUAUCUGAAGGCCUAACCCUGUGGUAAAUUUUGUAUGGGAGAAGGGAAGCCUUCAGACGUCCUCCUCUGAGGCCGUUUAGGGCUCUGAAGAUGGAAAACAC